Xyrichtys novacula (pearly razorfish) is the source of this 48807-nucleotide messenger RNA. Lineage: Eukaryota; Metazoa; Chordata; Actinopteri; Labriformes; Labridae. The record is from the annotation of a GenBank genome assembly.
GUCUCACAUCCACAGACAUUUUCAGAGGCAGCUAAACGGUCUGAGCAGCACUUUUGACGUCAGGAAUUAUCAUUAUAUCCUACUCUCUCAUCCGGGUCUUUUCCUCCUCUUCAGGUUUUAAUAUUUACUCCAUCCUCAGCAGCAGCAGCAGCAGCGGCAGCAGCGGGGGCUUACAGCCUUAACAACAACACAAACACUUAUGCAUCCAUGUAACGAGGAGCCGCGGCUGCUGGAGGAGCACUGAUCCACACUCGGCUCCAUCUCUCCAUCUGCUGCUGCUAUUUACUCCUCAACUUUUCCCUUCCUGCAUCAUCAGAGAGGAUGUUUGCGUUCCGGAUCAACAAGUCCCCCUCUUUCUUCACGCAGUAACUGUGGAUGGCUGCGGAAUGGAGAUAGCCUUGGUGAGUUUUGAGAACGGCGGCGCCAAAGGGAGCGGUGGUGGUGGUGGUGGAGGCAAUAAUGCCGAGGAGAGCUGCCGGAACGCGCUGGACGUCCCUCAGUCGGGUUUCGUUCAAAGUGGACUCGGAGAGGACUACGGUAAAGAGCUGAACACCCGGGGGACUUCUCCUCCUCAUCAUCAUCAUCAGCAGCAGAACCUCCACCAGAGCUCGUGGAAAAUCAACGACAUGAACAACACUUUCAGCUGCAGCGAGAACGCCAUGGAUGCGCUUUUACGCGCGGACCACAGUCCCCAUCUGUUCGAUGAGGACCUGCUGGACAUGGACAUGGACACGGAGAGCAACGAAAGGGUGCUCAUCAACAUAGCCGGGCUUAGGUACGAGACCCAGCUGGGCACCUUGAACCAGUUCCCGGACACUUUGCUUGGAGAUCCCGCAAAGAGGAUAAAAUACUUCGACCCGCUCCGGAACGAGUACUUUUUCGACCGGAACAGGCCGAGCUUUGACGGGAUUCUCUAUUUCUAUCAGUCCGGGGGAAAGAUCCGGAGACCAGUGAACGUGUCCAUAGAUGUGUUCGCGGAUGAGAUUAGGUUUUACCAGCUGGGAGAGGAGGCCAUGGAGAGGUUCAGGGAGGAUGAAGGCUUCAUUAAAGAGGAGGAGAAGCCGCUGCCUCAGAACGAGUUCCAGAAGCAGGUUUGGCUCAUUUUCGAGUACCCGGAGAGCUCCAGCCCGGCGCGGGGCAUCGCCAUCGUGUCCGUCAUCGUUAUCACCAUAUCCAUCAUCACCUUUUGCCUGGAGACGCUGCCGGAGUUCAGGGACGAGAGGGAGCUGGCGGUGACGAGUCGGCUGGACAACAGCACCGCUCCCCGGCCGUCCCUCACCUUCACGGAUCCCUUCUUCAUCAUCGAGACCACAUGCGUCAUCUGGUUCACUUUCGAGCUGUUCGUGCGCUUCUUCGCGUGUCCCAGCAAGUCCGAGUUCUCCAAAACCAUCAUGAACAUCAUCGACAUCAUGUCCAUCAUGCCUUACUUCAUCACAGUGGGCACGGAGCUCGCGGAGCAGCAGGGUCAAGAGCACCAGAACGGACAGCAGGCCAUGUCUCUGGCCAUCCUCAGGGUCAUCCGCCUGGUCCGAGUCUUCCGGAUCUUUAAGCUCUCCAGACACUCAAAGGGGCUCCAGAUCCUGGGUCAGACUCUGAAAGCCAGCAUGCGCGAGCUCGGUCUCCUUAUCUUCUUCCUCUUCAUCGGAGUCAUCCUCUUUUCGAGCGCGGUGUUCUUCGCUGAAGCGGACGAGCCGGAGUCGCACUUUUCCAGCAUCCCGGAUGCCUUCUGGUGGGCCGUGGUCACCAUGACAACCGUGGGCUACGGCGACAUGAGGCCGGUGACGGUAGGGGGAAAGAUAGUGGGCUCUCUGUGCGCCAUCGCCGGCGUGCUCACCAUCGCGCUACCUGUCCCUGUCAUCGUGUCAAACUUUAACUACUUCUACCACCGAGAGACGGACCAGGACCAGUCCUCUCUGAAGGAUGAGCCGAACAGCGGCCGGGAUAGCCCCGAACUGAAACGCAAGGGGAGUAAGUCCUCCACCAAGUCGCAGGACGCGGAGAACAACGACGCGUCUGCCGCUUCGGUGGAGAAAGCGAACAUUAAAGCGAACAGCAGCAUGGACUUCAAGAGAUCCCUUUACGCUUUCUGCUUGGACACACGGGAGACAGACCUGUAGUCCUGCAGCUGCAGCCUCCUCUCCUUUAACAAACUCUCACAAGCCCAUAGUCGUGUAGAAUAAACCCCUCUUAAUGGGCUCUUUGCACACAGCAGUCUGCAGGAUCAACACUUUGAAAUCCUGAAAAGUUUUUAGAGUAAAAGAGAGAGAGGGGUGGUUUAUAAAAAGCACAUUUUAAUCCUCCUCGUGUGGAGAUAAAACUGAGGAGUUAUGAACAGAGCCAUGCAACACAGCGCCCCUUUAAAGCAGGAGCACCUAAAGGACACAGAGUGUGGAAAAUAGGACAUGUUGUCUAUGCUGCAGAUAAUCAAGGACAUGCAGGACUGGGAAUAAUUACUUGACAUGUUGAGAGGAUUAACAAGGACAACCAGACUCUGUACAUAAUGUAGGAGGCAGUCCAUGCUCAGUAGUGCAACCACGAGAAAAAGCCAAAUUUUAUUUUUCGUACCUUCCCUACAUUAGUUAUUAUGUUUACGCUGAAAUUCUGCAGCAAAUCUGUACAUAUGUCCCGCAGGCCUGCUGUUUCUGAAUCAGAUUAUGGUGUUAUUUUAGAUUCCAUGAGAAAAAAAAAAGACAACAGAUAUAUUUUUGAAAAGCAGAGACCUGUGUCGGUCCACUCAGGUUCUGUCUGUAAAGUGAGAUCAUUCCUUUUUCUAAAUACGUCUCAAGAGAGGAAUUUUUAGCCUUGACUUAAGAUCAUUUUAAACUUAAGAACAUUUUAGAUUUUUUUUUUUUAAGAGGAAAAGGACAAAAUAUGGAAGUACUUCACGAUAGUUAAGAAAGAGGACGGCGCAGAGACCAUCUGGAGAGCUCAAGCAGCACGGAAACCAGGUGAGUAUAUGAGAAAAAUCACUUUAAAUUAAUACGAUUCUGUUUGCAUGUGCAGUGAGUUUUGGCACAAAUGUUGCCCCGUACAUGUAUGUGGUGCUGAAAUGACAGCGCCUCAUGUACGGGGCAACAUUAAUGUCAAAAUCCAGACCUUGUGUUGAAGUUUAUUCUACGUUUAAGACAAUGAGGUAUAUGAUCAAACUUGUAGGUGAUGUAAAUAGAAAACUGUUUGAAAAAUGAAUGAGGGAAGCACUGAGCUAGCAGUGAACAUUAUUAUUUAUAUGUUUUGUCCAAUUACUUACAAAGGAUUGGAGAGAUGUGUUUGUUUGAAGGCUGAAAUAACAGACUGAGAGGGAGACUUGUCUCCGAACAGGCGUCCAAUCACAGCGUAAGGGGGGUGUGAUGUCAUAUCAUCAGUUUGGGAAAGUUAGGGAAAUCAUCACACAGACUCCACCCCCUGUAAACUGAUGUUAGGCAAUGUUGGGAGGCGGUCUCUGAAGAUGUCCAGCCAUUGGACAGGAGUUUACUGCGGACUUGAUAACAUCUUAAAGGUCCUACGGCAUGACUCAAGAACAAGUCUGACUAAAUACAUCAGUUUGAGUUUUAUCAUCUUAUUAACAGUGCGUGUAAACUAAUGAGUAUGGACUUUAGACUAUAAAACAGGGACCGAAUCUCGUUGGUGUCACCCAUUUCUGUCUGAGGUGGAGUUUCCAGACAGUCAGCGAUGGUUGCCAUAUUGGAAAUGCUGGCUCAGCCCAACUUUUGGUCAACUUACCUUGAGGCAAAGAGACGGAGUUGAGGCCUUUCACCUUUUUCCUAACAGCUGUGGUGUCAGUCAAGUCUGCUGUGCCUCUGAUUUGCCAAAAUUGUAACCUUGAUUUCUUUUAAACAAAUACUUUACAAAUAAUUCCACUUCCUGUAAAGUGUGUGCCAUGAACCUAAACCAAUGUAGGAACCAGGCUGCAAAAGUGUUUAUUCUGCCUUUAAAGAUGAGCUUUUUGGGAUUAGUGUGUGUGUGGUUUCUGGUGCUUCUGCAGCCAGCCUCUAGUGGUCACUAAGGGAACUACAGUUUUUAGAUUCCUUAGAAUCGGCUUCAUCUUUUUAAAGACCAGCGGUUGCCACUUUCUAUAGACAUAAUUGUUCUCUUUUUUGACAAGGUAGACAGUAUUUUUGUUCAUAGACAUCUGUACUGUCAGGCUUUGUUUGGUUCUGUUUGUGCCCAUUUUUGUGCUUGUUGGUGAACUGAAUCAGAAUCAGCUUCAUAUUUGAGGUAUGUGUUAGGGUAGUAAAUCAAAACUAAUGCAGUAAUUUUCAGAUUGCUGAUAUCCAUAACCUAAACUAAAGUGAUUUUGUUGCUGUAACUGAUCUACAGAUAGGGGUUAUUUAGUAUAAGAACACUUUAGACACAGUCAAAUGAAAAAAAGUGCCAUGAUGUGAGAGGUAGAAACUGUAAUUGUAUGUCAGUGUAAUUCUCAGAACACAAUAUUGUGUGCGUAGACAAUCUCUUUGUUUUAAGACAGUCCAACACCAGUUAAAGUCCAUAUAUAGUAUGCACAAGUAGUUCAUAAUGACUCAUAGCCAGGGUGGAUGAAUGGAUCAAUGUAAGACUUUGUUGAAAAGGCAAAAGACAAACAAUAUAGUAAAUAAAAACUACAGUGAGAAACUUUUCAAAGAACAAAAAAACAGUCCUAGCAAUACAUGCUUAAGUAUUGUCUUCUUACAAAAGAAGUCAAAAUUUGUCAUGUAGAAAUUUUUAAAAGGAGAGCUGUUUCUUUAGCUGCUUUGCUGGCACCUACCCUCUCACUUCAGUCUGAGUCAUUAAAAUUAUACCGUAAAAAUGAUCGAUCUUAUUGCAGACGGUCUUGUUUGCUUUCAGAUAUCAUAGAAAAGCAUCAAUAUGAAUUUCAGCCAACAUUAAAAAAACUCACAGGAGCUUUAAUUUCAAAUACAACUCUAUGUCCGUAACAAACACGCUGAUUUAAAGUCAAACCACAAUCUUUCUUAAACUGUAGACAAACUUUUGGGAGUCAUGUGCUUCAGACACUUUCUGUAGUUUGGGUUUGAGAACGUGUUUGUGAAAUUUUAGAGGUCAGGGUAUCUUGAGCGUCGUCAUGCGUCCUCUGAAUAAGCACCAGUUCAAGCCACGUCUGAUGAGUCUCCUGCCGGAGGGGAGAUUUCUGAAUCAUCGCGCUUUAGUUGCAGCCCACAGUCCAAAGUGACUGAUGGAUUAGACAAAGUUUACCAUCCCCAGGCUAAAGAUUAAUCCCGCUCAUGGUGGGUUUGGUUGUUUUCAGGUCGUAUGGUCUGUCCUUCGACCUCUGCAUGUUUCCGACAGACUGUGGGAGCAGGCUGUGUUCAGAACUCUAUGGUAGAACAAAAUGAACGCUGAGUCUGACCCGUUUGACUGGAGGACAAGUUGGAAGUCUUUCAAAGCAGAUUACAGCGAGCUUUGCAGCGUGCCAUUACAGAUGGAUGUGUGUCUGUGUUAGUGUAGCUGUGUGAGUGUGUGUAGUGGAGGGGGGUUAUUGAAUACAGACUUUUUAUCCAGCGCUUAAACGGUACGAUGACAAUAAUGAUUUAUAUCCGCCUCUGAAUGGAAAUGAAAACGGAGCAUUGUCAUUGGUCUUCUUCCGAACACAAAUCCUCCUGCAUUUUGACCGUUUUAUAAGCUUCUUUCAAAGAACGGAAUAAAGAUGCUUUUCCAAAAGUUAGGUGUAUUAAAAACAAAAAUAUCUCUGGGCAGGUCAGAGCUAUCACAACGUUUGUCAAACCCAAGAACCUUCAGUAGUGGCUGUUAUUGUUAUGGCUGCUUAGUUUUAAAAAUCUAACUCACAUUCUGCUGGAUUCAACUUUAUUCAAGAGGUGAUAUAAUGCUGCGUUUGAGUUACUUCAAAAGUCGAAUGUUGGAGCUAAAAAUGACGUCACACCUGAGUUCCCAGUGUUUCAGUUACCAAGUCGGAAAAAAGCAAAAUCACAGGCCUGAAACAAGAUUACUAUAUCUAUGAAAGUUAUUUUAGGACUUGCCUUAUAUUCGGACAAGACAAGCGCUAAAAUAACUUUCGUUGAUGUAGCCAUCUUGUUUCCGCCUCCGAUUUUUCUUCUGUCCGACUUGGUGACUAAAACGCUGGGAACGCGGGUGUGACGUCAUUUUCAGCUCGGACUUCUGACUUCCGAGGUAACUCGAACGCAUCAUAAGCACUGAAGACCACAAUGCCUUUGGAGGCUAACCCCCAAUUUCCACCGCAUCUGGAACGGCUACGAAAAGGCCAUAUCCGCCAACCGCAACUGAUCUUAACCAUUCAAGUCAAUCUCCACCGGCUUCUUUCUGUUGCGCUGUGGAUCAGCGAACUCCACAGCCGAUUGCAAGAGUUCUAUUUUUUUUUGGACGCCACAGCAUGCCGCAUAAAUUCCACCCAGAUUAGUCCGUGCUGGAAAGGAAGUCGGGCACAGACACAAAAUAAAACAUCUGGCUUCUUUUCAAAAUAAAUACAACGUGUUUCAGGCAGAUCGUAUUUUACACCAUUCAAACAGGCGGGAACAAACAAGUGAAAACCUCUCACUUUCACCCCGAUGACACCAUGGAUGAGAAGAUGCUGAUUCUCAAAGUCUGGAAGUGGAUUUCCUCCUCUGGAGGGACGCAAUCUACUGCUUGAAUCUGCGGGUUCUUGUGAGUUCUCAUGAUUCCUGCUGUCUAUAAUCCGCCAUGAAAUUCGCCUCACAAGUGGACCCAGUAGGAAUUGGCGGACGGCAGAAAUCGCUGCCGUUCUGGAUGUGGUGGAAAUUUGGGGGUAAAACUAUUUGGAGCAACAAUGUGUGAUCUGCUAGGAUGGGUGCCCACUUUAAACAUCUAAAUCUAAUGGUUUCCAGCUGAACAUCAGUCGCCUUUGUUUUUCAUGACAUUUUGAAGUAGCCAAACCUCCCACUAAUAACUCAAACUACUGCCCAGUCCUACAGAUACUGGCAUGAAAACCCAUGAAGAGCCCUCCACACUAGUGACAACGUCUUAUUUGUUCUUGAAAACCCACCGUGAAUUAGAUAAAUAGUCACGAUUUGCUCGCUGUGACUCAGACCAGACCGAAACUCUGUCUGCAAAGUAUGUUACAGCACUCAUGCAAAAUGAGAUGUUCUGAGAGGAGAUUAAGAUUGGGUGUAGAGUCAAACACUUUAUGUCCAUGAUAAGCUUAUAUUUUGAUUUUGUCAGUGCAGCAAUAUUGUAUAAGCAAACAAAAUAAAAUCCGCCUGUAACUGAGAAAGUCAACAAACAUAUUUGCAUCUAUCAGGCUACAAUACCCCUUGUCUGCACUGUCAUUAUUGCAUACGUUGUUAGAUAGACAGUGGCAAUACAUUGUGGCAGUGUAGAGGAUAAUGAUAGAGGCUGACUCAGUGUUCUGCAGGCGAUGUGAUCUUUAUUACAUCAGGAUAAGUGUUUGUUGGUAGCGGACUGGAGAUCUGCCAGCAGGGUCAAAGGCUGCUGCAAGAGAUAUGAAGCUGAGCCUGAAGACAAGCAGCUGGGAGACAAAAACCCAACAAAGUUCAUUCAUAACUUUUUUUCUUGGUCGGCACGAGCACAAGACGAUGAAGCAGAAGACAGUUAAGUAGGUAGUUUUAAGACUAUUUAUGAAGUAAAGCGAGAGAAAAAAGCAGUGGAUAAGAGAUGUGUCUAUGGGAGCGUCCUUUGUUUCAAUACGCUCGCAUUCAGACAGUCAGAGUUAGUUAUUGGCAUACCCAUACUUCCUUAAUGUAUCUAAGGAUCCAAAGAAAAAAAAAAAAAAAAAAAAAACCUUGAGGAAGUCAAAGAGCUUAAAAUUUGACAUAGAUAGUUUUCAUUCAAGGUGUUUUUUAGAGAUGCACAGAUCAAUUUUUUUUCUGAUCCAGUCCGAUACCGAUACUUGGGCAGAGCGUAUCGGCCGAGAUCUGAUACCGGUCCAAUACUACUGCUGAAUGAAUGAACUGUAUACCUUGCCCUGUGAGUGAAGGCAUCGGGCUUGACAUUAGCCUUUUAUGAAAAAAAAAGGUAACGAAUUAACACUGAUAUAAAUUUACUUGAUUAUUAUUUAUUAACAAAUAACAAAUUGCACAUUAGCACACAGCAAAAAGAAGUAAGACUUCCAUGUAAACAUUUAGUGCAAAAGGAUAGACAGACAUAGAAUAUAGAUCGAAUUGAAUCGCUGAGUUGCUGUGUACGAUAUUAAUUAAAAUUUAAAAAAAAGACUGGAUUGGAAUGCUGGAUCGGCUGCAUUUAUCAGACAUUCGAUCCAUAAUUCGUCAAUAUCGGAGUGAAAAUCCAAUCCAAAUAUUGGAUUGGUACAUCCCUUUUUUUAUGGGUUGAUGGAUUGAAUUCAAAGUGCAAAUUCUUUUAGCCACAAAAACUGAAAAUCAGACUCAGACACUCACAGCCCUCAUGGUGCUGAGUCCAAAACAAACAAACAAACAUGACUAGAAAGUAUAAAGAUCUGCAAAGGUGAGAGGUCCUGUUGAAGGGUUUCUGUGCCGACAUGCUCUCCCUCAGAUUUGCAGAAAAGUAAACUCUUCAUCACAGGGGCUUCCUGCUGAAUGGAUCAUUAUGCUUUUUUGUUCAGCUCCAAAUUUGAAAAAAAAAAAGAAGGUUGAGACAUUUUAAAUUGAAUCAUGUGACCAAACUAUGCAGAAUAAAUGCACACUAAUAAGGACAGGGCUUCCCGUGUCUUUUUGCCCACACAGCAGACUCCCUUGUUUGUUUAUAAAGAUAUUUAACUCGCCUCGGUUCAUGAAUCCUUUCAGAGAGCUGUGAUUAAAUUGCGUGACUUUGGUGUUUUUCGUAUUAACUUUCUGGCUUCCAAAAAUGUGAUGUUGCAGUUUUGCUUUGUGCUAAAUCAUCUUUGCCCGGCUUUCGCUGACCUCAUCAUCCAUCAUCGGUCCCCUCCAGCCUUUAAUCAUUUCCGACUCUGCGGUUGAUUUUUGUGAGCGAUCCUGGCCCCUUCACUGCCCGAAUCCAGUUAGAUUACAUAACCUCGUAUGUAUUCAUUUUUUUCCCUCCCUCUCUACAGUAUGUGGAUGGUAUAACCAUGACAACAGUUGCUUUUGCAUGAAGAAAACAGUCAUUUAGCAUCAUCUCUGCUGUGCUGAGCUUGUGUCAGCGAGCACAGAGCUGCAGGACAAAAAUCUGUCCUGCAGAUCCACGUGGCCUCACCUACGCUGACACACGGCCAGCAGUGCAGCAUCUGGAUGCAGUCAAGCACACGACAUGUUAGCCUGCAUCUUUUAUUACUCUCAUCUCAUUUCACUCCGUAAUUACAGCCUCCAUCACCGUCCCCUCUUGUUCGUGUCACUGCUGCAGAAUCGUGCCUGCUCAUGGUUGCUCGGUCAGCUCCGACUCCACUUCGUCUUUCUGCUGAAAACACUCUCACGGGGGGGCCGUUAAAUCUGUAAACACCAGUGAGACAUUGUUCAUUUUCCUCUCCUUUUACAUUUUAUGCUCCAGUUUCCAUUCUUGAAAAGAAUCUGAAGGGAUGGCAGAUGUUAAAAUGUAUGUAUGUUAAUAGAGGCUGCAGGCAAAGUGAGUCAACAACACCAAAUGUUCACAGUAAACAACUCACAUGUAUAUGAAAUGGAAGACCUAUAUAUGCAGGCGUUAAAACAUCACAUAAUGUUCCAGAACUCUCAUUUAGUUACCUCCAGAACAUGCGCUUCUGUGAGGCUUAUGCAAGUAUUUACGAUUUAUAAAUAUUUAUUUGAGUUUUUCACUGUUUCAGAAAUGUUAGUUGUUGGAUGAAAGGAUAAAACCUUUGAUAGUUUCCAAUAUCCUGAGAUUAAAAAUGAUCUUUCUGAAAGUUUUGUAGAGCCGGUUGUGUUUUUCUAAUUGGGCCAUUUAUUGGAUCUGAGUAUCAUAUGGUCAUGAAUACCCCAUAAAAGGGCUCUUAGGGCAUUUCCUGUUUACUUCAGCAGGUUUAAUGGUUAAAAAAUUCCCCACAACAGUCCAUUCACUCAGUAUGUUUACAUGGCACUCGAGAAAAUCGAAUUAUUGCCUUAUUCCGAUUAAGACCAGACAACUGAAUUUAAUGUUAACAUCUUAGUCUGACUGUAAUCGGAGUUUUCAAACUCCAAUUGGAGUUGGAAAACUCUGAUUAAGACAUCCAGAUAAUGCGAUUGUAAUUCGAUUUUCUCUACCAUGUAAUCAGCGUAGCCGGAGUAUGAUUGGAUAAUGCAUGUGCACAUGCGCCACGCCCCUAUAACCUUGGAACAAAAACACCAGAGAAGAGUAGCGUGCAUCUCAUCUACUGAAAAAGUAGCGUGUACUUCAUGUACGACAAAACACAACACUGUACGAUGCUCCAACUUCUUGCUUGAAAAUGCCCAGAAUCAGUUUUAGCCACUUUUGACGUCUGGCACGGACCUGUUGUUGUUGUUGACAGUUGUAUGGGGUCAACCGGAAACAACACCACUGACAAGACCCAUAUCACCCCCUAGUUUUGGGGAGGAGAACAUGUUCAGGUCAAUAAUUCAAUUUUCUCAGCUCUCCGAUUCGGCGAAAAAAUAAAAACGAAUUAUGAGCUUAGUCCGAUUAAACUGUGCAUGUAAACGCGCUGACUGAGAGCGGCAUUAAAAGCAUUAAGAAUUGAUUAUCAUUUCUUCUCUUUGAGUUAAAUUUACAAAAACAAAUUGGACUUUUCCUCAAAGUUCAUCAGCUUUCUGCAGUUUACUUCACUGUUGUGUUUUUCUUGUGUUUGAGAUGAGCUGUCAGCAUUUUCACGCUCUGCUGCACAGAGCUGCAUUGUGCACUCCCAUCCUGACAGUGCAAAAUUAUAUCUGCAUAUUUAAUAAGCUGAGUGCAGAGUGAAAAUAAACAAAUAAAUGAAACUUACCAGUCUGUUGUUGAGUUGCUUCAUGACAGAUGUGACAGAAACUUCACUUCAUUUGCAUAGAAAGGGACCCAUUUUGCUCCAAAUGAAUGCAUGAUGGCUCUUUACAGUUUGCGCAAACAACACAGAUGCGCUCAGACAGUACUUGCUCGGCAGUUGUGCAGAGCGGUUUGUGGUGCAUUUAACCCUUUUGUGCAUGCUGUGUGAACUUCAUGUCUUUUUGGCACAUUUGCACAGGAUAAAGGGGUGUGAAUUCUGCAUAAUUUGUUGGUAAUUCAAGAGCGUACAGCCGUGGUAUAGACUCAAACAGGACACCCAUCCCAUACUAUGAUCACAAACUGCAGCUAAGGAUGAUUGUGAUGAAGUUAUUUCUGCAGGUAUUAACUCAUAAACUGAAGAUUGGACACAUUUUAACCUUGACCUGACAGUGGCACUGGAUAAACGAGUCAGAGGAUCACUGAAGUUAUUUAAUCCGGAGGAAAACUUGAAUGUCUGAACCACUUUUUCAGGCUUUGUUGUGGGAUUGUUUUCUCAGCCAAGACUGAACUUUGAUCCCCUGCAGAUUUUAAGUCUUUAAGUCUGAGUCAAAUACUGACAAAACCCAUAAAUCCUUUAUUCCACUUAUGAUAAUCUCUCUCCAGCCAAAACUGUUCAGCUGUCCAUGUCUGCAUGCAGUCUGUUAAGAGUAGCACUGGUCUGAGGCUCUUUACCUGCUCUGAGGCAGGAAAACCUCGACGUUCCAGAAUAUAAUGAUGUUUUGGCUGCUGGACUCUGCUGUCCGUAUACUUUUGGACAUGUGCUGUAAUGAGCUGCUCUCACAGCUUCACCUGUUUCCCUCCUGCUGUUUGUUGUUGUCGGACUAAACUGCUCUACAUCCCUCGUUUAUCUGCUGGACUCAUUAAUUAGCCAGAUGAAACAGGACUAUCCACGAGCGCUGGGACGCCGUCCAAUAGUCAUAAAUUCUGGCAGCGCCACGGCUGCUGUGUAAUCUGGUGGACUGGCGGGCGCUCUGCAGAUCCCAAUUAGGGGAAGCCGUAUGCUGCUGGCGGCCGGCGACUGCAGUUCGACCAAUGCUGCCAAAGAGGGACUCAGUGUCGUUCACUGAUACAUGAAAACAACCUGGAAGUAAGUCUGAUUCAGCUUUCAGGUAUUUACUGAGCCGCUGUCAUUUAUCUACUCGCCAAGAAACACUUUGGAGAGUAAAAAGCUGCUUUACAGUGUUGCAUCAGUUAUUUUUGGAGGGCAGGUGUGAAACUUAACAGGAUCUUAAACUGUCGAAAUAAAAUACAGCAGCGACGCUAACAUGCAUCCAUAAGCCUGAUCACAAAGUUCAGGUUUCCAGCAGCAGAGAUGUGACUCUCUUCAUACCAGUGUUGUGCUAGUUACUGAAAAAAUAGUAACUAGUUACAUUUACAGUUACUUUUUAAAAGUCAGUUACUUGAAACCAAAAUUUAUCAUUGGACUCUUGAUAUCGCUAAAAGAGAUCCAAAUAAACAAACAUACUUUGCUAUUGUUUUGUCAAGUUGUGUCUGGCUAUGAGUCUGUCUUUCGAACUCCAACCGCUGCUGCUUGGGUGGAGUGGGUGUGCGCUUGCUGCUGUGACUCUUGGUCGCAGAUGCUGCGUUACCUUAGCUGCUAACUUUUUCGAAGCAUGCCGCUUCUCUAGAUGCUUCAGUAGAAUGCUGUUGCUGUUGUCUGCUGGAUUUUUGACCCGGGACACAGUUUACAUGUUACCGAAAUGUUGUUUUUCCCUUUGCUCUUGAGUUGAAAAUAAUGUGAGUAUCUCCAUGAGGAGAAACUUCGCCAUCAUGCCGUUCCCUGACCUGUUCAGUCCUCUUCAUGGCGCAUAUUUGAUUACAUGUGUGACGCCAGAGGGUGACAAGUGCUUAGUUUUUCCAAUUCAAUUAGACUUUAUUGAUAGCUAAAAUGUUAUGGGAACUGUGUGCCGUUAUAAAACCUCACCAAACGGAACGGGAUGCAGCGUUUGGUAACGGAAACGGAGUCACUGAAUAAAAAAAAAAACACGUUACAUUAUUAGUUACUGAAUAAAGUGAUGCCGCUACUUAAUGGCGUUACUAAUACAGAAUGGCCUCACUAAAAAAAAACACACAAAAAAAUACUCUCUGUCCUCUUGGUCAGGGUUUAGCUGUAGACGAAUCAGUCUUGGAGAGCAUGACUGCAGUAAAAAUGCUGAGAAGCCUCAAACUAAUGAACUGUAGUAGUCGUUGGUACGAGCAUGACAGUAUUUUCUUUUGUAAGUCAAAUGACAGAACUUAUCCUGUCCAGAUUUGUCCUCUCUUUGUUUGCCAGUAUGUGCACGCUGCGAACAGACAACUAGCUAUUUUAUUUUAAGAUAUUUAGAUACAACAUCUCUGUGUUUAUCUCUAUAAAUUUGACUUGAGGGAGUCAUUUUAUACUCAGGGUCUGGAUCAUGUUGCAGUUUAAACUUACAGAACUACCUAUUAGCCAGUCAGGCAUCUGAAUGUAUUAAAAUAUACGGGAUCAUUAUUUGGAAAUUCUCAAGAAUCUUUAGUAGGUUUAGAUGGAUGUGGGCAUGGAUGUCAAAAGUUGCUCAUAUUUGUACAUACAGAGCACAGCGGUUGAGUAAAUGCACCAUGGCUCCUCUCACUGUUGUAUCACAGAGGCCUAAAAGCAGCGGCCCAACAUUUUGGGAAAGCCCCGAUAGCCAUCUCACCCUGAGUGGGAUGAACCGACGAGUCGUGACAGCGCGGCACCCCGAGAGAUGAAGGAUACGUCAGAUGAUUAGCUCAGGGGACUGCGGGGCAGAACAAUAACUGCACUAAUUGGCUUUGACUGUCAGGUCUGUAAAGAGAACGGGCUCACCUCUCGUGACAGUCGAGCAGGGAGCUUGGUGUAGGUGCAUCACGCCAGUCAGGACGAGCAGUCCUCUGAUGGCGGUUCACUUUAGAUAUACAAUUCAAAACAAAUCUCUGCAUCCUCACCUCUACAGCUUUAGGGUUUAAAUGCAGGACGUAAACUUGGAGGAGAACAAUUUAUAGUGCUGUAUGUGUACUCUUGUUUCUUACAGGUUUAUAUUCACUACUUAGACAUUAGUUUUCACAGAAACUAGAGAGUAACUCUCGUUUAUUUGUUGACAGUGCAGUAAGUCGUGUGUGUCUGCAGACAUGGAGACUGCAGAUUCAUGACCACAGCAUUUCUAGGACCCUUGUUGCUUGCAACAGCGUCACUUAAUGGCUUUCAAGGACAUAAAUGUUACCUGAACUGUUGUAAGAGUUUUAGAAAUGAGGUCCCAGAGCUGCAGUCCUGGAACUGCAGCUUUCGGCUCUGCAGACACAUAACAUUGUGGCUUUGAUUUUUGAUGAUUUGGGGCAAAUUUUUAGCAGGUAAGCAGUGGCAACUUUCCAGUCUUGAGAAAUAAAGCUGAUGGUGUAGUUCUAAGAACUGCAGUUCCCUGAGUGUCCACUAGAGGCUGGCUGCAGAAGAACCACAAACCACAUACACACUAAUUCAAAAGAGUCUAUUUUUAGAGCAAAAACAAAAAUGUUUACAGCCUGGUUCAAAAAGGGUUUAGGUCUGAUUAGCUUAGUGCUCCCAUGGCAACCACUAUAAAGAGAGCGAGUUCUUUGUAACAUGAUUGUUUUGAAGAUAAUACAAGACUAUCAAAUCAGAAGCAAAGCUGACUUGACUGACAGGCAAUCACACAGUGGCGGUUUGUGAGGAGCUUAAAGGCCCGCCUCUGGAAUGUUUACUAAAAGUUAGGUUGAGUCAGCAUAUUCAGUACGGCAACCGCCAUCGUUAGGUUUCAUGUCUCGGCUUCAGAAACAAAUGGGUGAUUUUACUGAUGCUAUGUCCAUUUAUCAUACAGUCUAUGGUCUAAACCAACAAGGUUUGGCCUCAUUUUGUUUUUCAGUCUGUUAUGCAGCAGGUCCCAUUGUGAUGAUAAGGUAGGCUAGCUAAGCAACAGUGGUGCACCAUGAUUGUUUGAUAUAUGUGCAGACAAAUCAGAGUUAAACUUUGACUUGAGGUGCAACAUCGUUGUUCUUCUAUUGUUUAAACCAGCAACAGUCUUGGUAACAACACUGAAUUACAUGCUCACAGAUGUAGCAUGGUGCUCUGCUUUGGUGUUCAAACCUGGACGGGAUUGGCUAUAAACGUUGAACAGUCUGAUCAGUCUUCUGUGCAGAUCACUGGAGGUAAAAUCACUCUUAACAUCCUUCACACCACAGAAAAAUAAGCCGAGAUUAUUUACAGUAAAAUAGAAAACUGCUUUGCAUGUCUAAUUCAGCAUACAAGUGUAAAGAGGAGGAGUGAACUAAUUAAGAUAAGGAAAACUCCUGCACUAUCUAACUUGCAAAACACACUUAUUUGCAACAUUUUGGCCCUUUGUGAUGUUUCUAAUCUUUUAUUUCAGUUAGUGCGUCAGAGUGUCACAUUAAGAUAAUCUGUAGAGCAGUUAAAACCACCUUUGCUGACUUUUGUUGCAGAUGAGGACUUAGAGUCAGUUUGACUAUCAUACAGUGUGUACCUGGCUCAUGCUGGCGCACACACUGUAAGACAGUCACACAGAUUUUGGACCUAAUUCUCCUUUUCUGACAAAAACCAGCAACAACCUGAUUAUCGGAUAGUUCUGACAAUUAAUUAAAAAUGUAAAACUCUUGUGCACAAAACUUAAGAAAAACAGCAACAUCACAAGGGGCCAAAUUGUUGUAAACCAUUUUUUUUUUUUUUUGUAAGUCAGAUAGUAUAGAGAUCAUUUCACUCCUCUCCUCUGCAUCUGUACCGUAAAUUGAGACACUUUGUUUUUUUAUACUGCAAAUUAUCUUGCAAGGUCUGCCUUUAAUGUGAGGGAAGAUGAUCUGCAUGGAGGAUGAUGUUCAGUAUUCACAAUCAGAAAUCUUUAAACGUAAGGAGAACCACCAAGCUGGCUGAGCAUGAGCUCUGCCCGUCUCUUGUGGAAUAAAACAAUAGCCAAUCAGGAAGCCAUCUGACUGAAGAAGGAAACACAAGAAAGGCAACCAUGGCAACAGUCGUGAGAAAUGUAGAACCCACUUGUUGAUACAUGGUGAGUGUUCAAGUGUUAACACAACAUACUAAUGCUGCGUUUCAGUUACUUCGAGAGUCGGAGCUGGGAAUGACACUACAGCAAAGUUGAUGGUGUUCCAGUAAACAAGUCGGAAAACCAAGAUGGACGCCUAGAGUUAGUCGUUGUUAGCUGUUGUUUACAAUUGUCAGCUAUUGUUAGUUGUUGUUAGCGAUUGUCUGUUGUUGUUAGCUGUUGUCAGCUAUACCAGUUGUAAACAAUGCUAACAAAGUAUUUUACUCUUACAAACACCAUAGCACCGUGUUCACAGUUAUGCUGCGUUCGAAUGACCUCAGAAGUCCGAGCUGAAAAUGACGUCACACCCAAGUUACCAGCGUUUCAGAUACCAAGUUGGAAAAAAGCAAAAUUGGAGACAGAAACAAAAUAGCUACAUCUACAGUUAUUUUAGCGCUUGCCUUGUCAGAAUGUAAAGCAAGCGCUAAAAUAACUUUAAUAGAUGUAGCCAUUUUGUCACAGGCCACUGAUUUGCUCUUGUCCGACUUGGUAACUGAAAUGCUGGUAACUCAGGUGUGACGCUAUUUUCAGCUCCGACUUCUGGCUUCUGAGGUCAUUCGAACGCAGUAUAAGACGAUGCACAGUACAACAUAUACCACUUAUUUAAUUUCACAAAAAUACAAAACACAAGCGCUAACAAAUCAUACAUUACGAGAGCUUUCACUGUUACUCCUUACUGUUGAUGCACUCUGCUGCCAUCUUGGAUAAUGACGUUGUCGUCAAGUCGGGGUUGGUGAGGAUCGUCCAACUUUCCGAGUCGGAAAUCCGACUUCCGAGUACAACUAGAAUGCAGCAUAACUGACGUGGGGAGGAGUUUCAAAAAAAUCAAUGUCACAGUGAAUGCAUCAGGAAGCUAAGCAGCUGGAAACUCUUAUCUCCUGUCGUCUGACGUAUUUUUUAUUCUAAAAUCUGACUGUGAAAGAUUUUUAUUAACAUCAUGUGGUAUUGAAGAAGACUGUUAACUACUGCAUUAGAGCAUGGAUUCAUUAGGAAAUUGUUUAAAUCAACUUUCUUUCAGACCUUCACACAAUCAAACUGCUUUUUCACAACAAAUGGACUCGCCUCAUGAGUUACUAUCAAUUCUACAUUUGCUUUAAUCGAAAACUGCGAUUCUCUGUCCAUUUCUGCGACACUCACUCUCUUGAUCCAGUAACUAUCGCGACAAAAGUUUUCUUAAUGAUUAGCUGUCCAUCCUCGAGCGCCUCGUGUUUGUGUGUUGUCAGGAUCCGAGCCUGAACUUGGAGCCGUGUCCUGAAAACUUGGCUGAGAUUAAAAAAGUUUGCGCGCUGACAGAGCGCUGCGGUCACAGCUGUCAGAUUGAUUGACGUCUCAUUUUACUUGGGGGCGCAGAGACGCUCAAAAUGUAUCCCUGACUAAUCCACAGAGGCUCUGUAAUCUGGGCUUGCUGAGCUCUCCACCAUUCAUAUAAAUAAAUACACACAUGAAGGAGUGCUGUGUUUACAUGUCAUGCAUUAUUAUGUUUCUAUUUUUACCCUCAGAGAUGCACUUAAUCCAAGGGCGAACCAUGCUUUGCGUGACAGAAGUGCAACAUAAGAAAUAUUACGGAGGAGCCGCAGAAGCAGGACUAAUUACAGAGCUGUUCCCACACUAAGCCUUCAAACAUGAUUAGUUUUAUUAAAACACGCCUGUCAUGAGUAAAUAUGUGACUGUGCAGCUCAGCAGGAGACACAUGAGUGAAGCUGUGGGCUCUAAUUCUGGCUGCAGCCGAGGAACUCGCAGCAGAGACGAGGCGGCGGAGCGUUUCCUCGUUGGUUUCUUAGGAUGAGGUGAUUAGCGUGAGCUUCUUUCUGCAGACCUCCUGACUCCUCUAACCCGCGCUCUCCCCGCUCGGCUCUGCACAGGCUGGGGAAAGCGCUGGGAGCAGGAGAGACAAUGCGAUGAGGAAGUUAUGUAACACACACACACAUACAUACACACACACACACACACACACAGUGGCAGUCCUCAGCUGCAACCUCCAGUGCUGUUGAGAAAAAGUGAGGGAGCAGAGAGAGAGCAAAGAUGAGGCUGAGCUCGUCCUGGCUUACUCUGUGAAUGACAGGCGGAGGCAACGCUGCCGCGCUACAUUUACAGAGGAUUUUUCAGCCAAUCUGAAGGAGUCAAAAAGACACCUUCAGGGUUUUUAUUUUCUUUGAAACGACGAGGUACACAGAGUUUCUGGAGCUUGAAAAAACACCUGGUCUAAUCCCCAAACCUGCCGUGUUCAGGUCUGGUAAAUCUGUUUGACUCAGCUGGUCGGAGACGGGAUUGAAAUGACUGUCUCUGGUGUCACGUGCUCUCUGAAGCUUGAAAAUUGACUGCAAGCAAAUAAUGAAAAAUACACACUUUAAUUUCAUUGAUACACCAGCUUCCUAAUCCUCCUCAGACAGGAGGAAUGUGAAUCAACCACAGUGAGGGUGCAGCCAUUCAUGUUGUCUGUAGUUUGUUUUUUGUGAUGUCUUUAAUUCCUGUUCACAACUUUUAGGUUGUGUUGAGUUUGUAUCAGCAUUUUAGUAGCUCUGAUCUGUACGUAGCUACCUUGCGUGUUUUUGAAGCCCUCAGGUGCCUCAUGCAGAUUUGUGCAUGUGCAGAUUGUUAUCGAUACUCAUGGAUUUGCAUAUAAUUAUUUUUUCUUCACUAUUUGCACCUCAGGGAUUUAUAUAUAUAUAUAUAUAUAUAUAUAUAUAUAUAUAUAUUUAUAUAUAUAUGUUUUUCUUUCAUGCAAAAGUCCUACCAGACCGAAGGAGCUGGUCCAUAAUGAAUCCCACACAGUGACUCAGAGAGUUAUAGAGCACAGUAACAUUUUCUGAAGACAAGAAUGUUUUAUUCUUAAAAUUUUGUCUUUUUCUGAUCUGAAAGUUUUUUCUCGCUCAGGUCCACAGGAAGCACAUAUCCACACCUCCUUACAUGGUGUUUUUUUUUUUUUGGCUCGUCAUGGGUGGUGAUUUCUGCUGAUUGGUGACUAGGGGAGUGCGCUUUCAUAAAUUUACAUGCUACGAUCAAAUCCAGAUGUUCUGCUGUGUUCAUGAAUCCAGAGUUGCUAGUACUGAGGACAUUUCUGUGGAAAUCUACACCUAAAUUAACCUUUCCUUAAUAUUACCUGAGGGUUUUAUCUCCUCAAAGCUGUCGGUCAUAUAAAAUGAGUGGAUUUCAUUUGUGAUUUUUGAGCUGUGUUCGCAAAAAGUUUGGGAACUUUGCAGCUGCUCAAAAAAGUAAUUUGAAAAAAUCCUAAACAUGAGCUGCUUCUGAAUGAAGUGUCUUUUGGACAUUACGGGAUGCUUGUUGCAGUUACACAUUGUGCACGUCAUUGAUAAUUAGGGAUGGGAGAAAAAGUUGAUACCGCAUAGCAUUGCAAUAUUUUGUCUGGUGAUAUAUCGUUUCAUCUCAUGUAAGUGUCGAUUUUUUUCAAAUUUAUUGCUAAUAUGAAGUCAAAUCUAUGAUAAUGGGAAAUAAAAUCAACUUUUUGUCAGAGUAAGGUUGGCAAAGGUGAUAUCUUGGAGCAGGAGAAAGUUAGUACAAAGAAUAUAUAAGGUUUGCAAGAUGUGCGACAUGAAAAUAAAAUACAGCAUAAAUAAGACAAACAUGAAGGAAAACCAAAUGCUAAAUUAGCUAAACAGUUGAAGAAAUUGUAUAAAUUGCAAUAUAUUGUGUCGCAAUACUCGUUGUAUUGCAAAAAGUUAAAAAUCGCAAUAGUAUCAUAUCGUGGCCCAACUAUCAUUAUGAUAUCGUAUCGUGGGGCCACCCCUAUUGGUAAUAUUCCUCAUUUAACAGUUGUGUUUGCUGGCUUUUGCAUUAUUUAGAGUAUUUUGUGCAAGUUAUUAAAGAUAAAAAGACCCAACAUAACGCAGUUGUCCGUCCAGAUUUGGCCUUUUGCUGAACCUCUGAUUGUUCUUGCCCUAAACACGCCUCUCCUACAUCCUCAGGUGUUUUUUCUCCCCCUGUCACAUGAUACAGAGGUCAUCACUCUUUCCCAGAUGCUCGAGGUGAACCUUCCCAAAUGUUUCCCGCUUCUUUCUGACAUCCAUUCUCAUUCAUACAUGGUCCAUAAUGUCCCGAAACAACUUAUCAAAAAAAUGAUUGAAUGUAGAUCUAGGUCUUCAAAUGUUUCGGGGCAAACAGGGUCUUUUGAAGCAAAUCGUUUCAUAUUUUUAAGCUUAAUCUGAUUCACAACAAAGAAAAGAUUAAACACAGGAAAAUAAGAUUACGUUUUGACCUAAAAAAACUGCAGUAAGCUGAUAAAUUUCUCUGUCAUGUUGAAGUGUUUCUCUAGAGUCACUUUUACCAACAGCUGAGUCAUUGUGUAAACAAACCCUGAUCAGCCAUCAUCAAACGAAAUGAUCAGCUUUUAUUGAUAAUAUCGAGGGUUUGAUUGGAUUUGAAGAUGUUUUUAAACUCUGGACUCGUUGGGUGAAGCGGAGGAUUGGAUUUGCAGCUGAAACGUGUCUGAAAAGUACUUAGCGUAUAUUUCAGAGCGCUCCCUCAGAUCUCUGUGCUCCCCCCACAUUUACUCUCAGUAAUCUCUGCUGAUGGGAGCUGAUGGAUUUAAGCCUUCCCGUUGCAUAAGAAGCGAUCUGUGUGUAUGUGUGUGUGCGUGUGCAUGUGUGUGUAUGUGUGUGGAGGUACAUCGUGGGCUGAGGAGCACAGGUAGUCAUCAGCUCCAGUUCAUGAGCAAAGUUUGAAUUUACCUGCUGCUGAAAAUCGGCUUUAUCCCCCAGUGACUCACCCUCACAUGCAGCCACAUGUGUUCGGUUUUAAAGUCGAGUCAGGCCGUUUUCUCCAGCAGACAUUAAAAUCGUCUGGUUUUUUAAACAUAUAAAUUCUUCACUAGUUAAAUAUUGUCUGGGAUUUUGAGUUGAGGAUAAAGCGAAAAGACUGUGAGGCGUUCGUUGAGCUGCGAAAGCUGAAAGGAAAUUCGUGUUGCAGCUGAGUGAAUGUUUAAUUUUAGUUUAAUCCCUGCAGGCUCUUUAAGUGUCAGUUUGUGUCUUUAAACUAAAAGCAGUUGAACUGAAGCCAUGCCCACACUGACAGCAGUCCUCCAUACAUGCAACUUCCUUCUUGUAGUUAGAUUUAAGCAUCCGGUAAACCUUCACAUGCAAAAAAACAGAGUCUUUAAAGUGAACUUGCUUGAUUACCUGAGGAAAUACACACCGAAAUAAUGUUUUCUAAAUUAGACUUGUAAAUAACAAACUUCUGAUGAAAAAGGAGGAAAGAUGGAUACAUGGUUGAUGGAUGAAUCAAUGGAUUGUUGAUAGAUGAAUGAAUGUAAGAAGAUGAAUGAACAGAUGGAUGGAUAAAUCAUAGAGAAAGGGAAAAUUAGGUGGAUCGAUAAUGGGUGGGCGGAUGGAUGGAUGGAUGGAUGGGCCAAAGGAAGACUGACGGAUGGAUAAAGCGAUGUAAAAUAAAUGGAUGGAUGGAUGGAUGGGUUAAACAAUAGCUUGAUGGAUGGAUGGGUGGACGAGGAAUGGAUGGAUAAAUGCAUGGAUGGAUGGAUGAAGUGAUGGAUGGAUGGAUGGAUCAAACAAUAGCUGGAUGGAUGGAUGAGUGAUGGAUGGAUGGAUGGAUCAAACAAUAGCUGGAUGGAUGGAUGGACGGGCCCACGGAAGACUGAUGGAUGGAUCAAGUGAUGUAAAGUGGAUGGAUAGAUGGCUGGUUGGAUGAUGAAUGGAUAAAUAGAUGGAUGGAUGGAUGGAUGGAUUAAACAAUAGCAAUGGAUGGAUGGAUGGAUGGAUGGAUGGAUGGAUGGGCCCAAGGAAGACUGAUGGACGAAUCAAGUGAUGUAAAGUGGAUGGAUGGAUGGAUGGGUGGAUGAUGAAUAGAUGGAUAAAGUGAUGGAUGGAUGGAUGGAUGGAUUAAACAACAGCUGGGUGGAUGGAUGGAUGGGCCCAAGGAAGACUGAUGGAUGGAUGAAGUGAUGUAAAAUGGUUGAUGGAUGAAUAGAUGGAUUGAUAGAUCAUAGAGAAAGGGAAAAUCGGGUGUAUGGAUAAUGGUUGGCUGGAUGGAUGAGUGAAACAAUAGAUGGAUGAAUGGAUAAGAAAGAGCUUAAUAGAUGGUUUAAUGGAUGAAUUGAUGUUAGAUAGUUGGUAUGGAUGAAUGAAUAGAUAAAUGAUGAAUAGAUCAUGGAUGGCUGGUUGAGUUGAUAAUGGCUGGCUAGAUGGGAGAUGGGUGGAUGUGUAAUGAAUAGAUGCACUCAUACAGAAAUGUAAUAUAUAACAAAGAUGCAUACAUCAGGGGUGGUGUUGUCGUAUAUGUUGAAACAAGUACUUUAUUUGUCCUUAAAGGGAAAUUCAUUUAUCCCAAGACUACUCUCAUCUACUAUUUAUGGAAGCAUUUUAAAGUUUGAUGGCUGUCGGUACAAAAGAUCUUUCUGUCCUUCAGCGAAGUGAGAUGAACCAUCCACCAUCUUUGUUUUUUUUUGGUCCAUGAAUGUUUUAUUGAAGUGGAUGAUCCAUGUUCUUUAGAAUAGCCUCCACUUUUCUCAGUGUGUAACACAUCCUCCAGCUUUUUUCACCAGUCUGCUGAGAUAUCUUGCAUCUUUGUGUUUGAUACUUCCUCCCCAUAGACCAGAACGCUGUAGACACCACAGACUGAUAAAACAUCUGCAGGAUCUUACUACGGAUGUCUAUUAAUCACACUCUUCUCAGGCAAUAGAGGCGGCUCUGCCCCUUUUUGAAGUCUAUAUUCUUAGAGCGGUUCAACUUAUUAUCGAGGUGUACACCUAGAUAUUUAUACGAUGACAGCACCUCGAUGUCCACGCCACAGGUAUUCACUGAUUGAAGAAGAAGGAGUUGGAUCUGUGGACGUCUAUGAUCAUUUUCUUUGUCUUUGAGGUGUUGAGUAGGAGGCAGUUUUCUUGUAUUGUUUUGCAUUUCUUUAUGAGGAUUGGCGGAUGGUAGAUAACUCUUUGGAUAAAUGGAGUAGAUUGAUGUUAGCUUUGGGAUUUGAUCGUUCUGAGACCUGGAUUGUAAUUGUCUUUGAUAGUUUUUCAAAAUCUAGUACUUGUCUCCAUUUUUAGACCAGACUUUGAUACUGCAUCAGACCUACUUUGUAAGUAACUUAUAAAGGAAGCGUGCCAGAAAAUAUGGUGAACGGUAGCUUCAAAUUCUGUCGAGUGAAAAGUAUUGAAGAAUAUGUCUUUUUUGGGUUUCAUUUUGAUUUUUUCAUCAUCAUCUUAAACUCCCCUAGAGCAGACGCUACAACCAGAUCAGUGUUUAAUUUCCAUCAUAAUAUUUUGCAGAUGCAAAUGUUUAAUUCAAGACCACAAAUUGGAAUAACUCAAGAGUGCAUAAUUAUUUAUCAGGAUGCUGGGAUUACUUCAGGAACACUACAUAUUUAUUUCAUCUCUGCUGUCUAUUUUGUUUGCCUUUGUUUACUCUGUACUUACAAUCUCAGGUACAGAUUUACAAAAAGAUUCUGUGAUUUAAGGAUGAGUACAAAACAAAAAAUUGAGGCCAGGAUUUUAAGACCUCUGAGCUUUUCUUAGUCCAAGUACAGCUCCUGAACCGUCACUACGUUCCCCUUGAAUAUGUUGUAAACACUACAAUAGUGCCUGAACACACUACAAAUACUCACCUACAAUUAUGUAGAGGAUAACAGCUGAGAACAGCACGGUGGAGUUCAUUAUAUCCUCCUGUAUGUUAUUUUAAACCUGGGCUGCAGCGGGUCGUUAAUGGAGCCGUGUGCGCCGAACGAGCGAGUGGGUAAAUAGAAAACGAGGGCCUCGUCGGCGUGUGAUAAUGAAGGGUUUUCAGCCGAGCUGCUCAGCUGCCUCGAGGUCUGUGACACAGGAAUGUAAGACUCCAAUGAGCUUAUGUAACCUAAUUGUUUAGCCUCCGAGAAGAGCAGUUAUCUUUAAAGCGGGGAGCGUUGUGGGGGCCUGAAUUAAUCAAAUAUAUAGAAACGGUGCUGAGAGCGCUCAUUAAUCGCCCUCGCUGCUUCUGCCUCUUCACUGACAUCGGCGGCGUACACUCUGCUGCUGUUUUCUCUUCAUGAAUCAGAGGGGAGGUUUGAUUGCUAACAUCACCUGCACCUUAAUAACACACUGAUCUGAUUCUGACAAACAUUCGCCGUACGAGAUGAAGAAACAGAGGAUGUGAGAAAUGUAAAACACUGAUCGUGAAUAAAACUCAGACAUGAUUUGAGAGGGAGACGAGAAAAAGCGCUUGGAUUUGAAGGUGCAGAAAGGAGAGGAAAUCGAAUCUCGUGUGUAAUUUGAGGGAGGGAAUCCAGUCCAAGUCCAUGAUAUGAUAUUUAUCACAAAAUGAAAAAGACAGGAAGAGAUAAAAAUGAUGUUCCUACAGCUUCAAUUGCUGGUGAAGACAGUUAAUGACAAACUUUAGACCUCUUCACACCUUCAACAGUCUUUACAAGCAGCUGACCUCCAAAGCUAAAGGACAUCACUGAUUACAGAAACCUAUGAUGAUGAUAAUUGGUUAAGUUUUUGUUAAUGAGGCUGUAGCGACUGCUUUUCUUCAACGAAAAGGCUGCUGGGGUUUAGGUGCACUUGCAUCUGCGACUCAUUGAUUUAUCCGUCCGGUUGAGUGUUAAAGGCGAUUUAUUGUUCCAAAAAGAAAGAAAACACACUGAUUGUAAGGAUGCCUAGCCCAGGUUCAUACCAGAAAGAAUGGAAGGUCCACACGAAUGGUCAGUUUGACAAGCUUUACUGGUUGCAGAUCUGGGUUACAGCUUCAGCAUGCUACAAGUGUAACAAAGAGUGGUCCAAGGCCAUUCAAGUAUAUAUAGAGGUUCACAAUUCUAAACAUACUGUUGGUAUUUAGCUGACCCUAAGAGAAAUCCAUGUACGGUCAAAACAAAGGACAACAUGUUUCAAAAGCCUUAGAUGAACAUACGGAAGGUCCCAAGAAGGAGAUAUCAUGGCAAACAUAUUUUGGGGACCUACAUGGUGUAAAUAAUGUGUACAGGGUUCCUUGCUCAGGGAUGGUUGGAGGAGGCCCCCCGGCUCCAGCAAUCUAACACCAAAGUGUCUGGGGUAGUUGAGUGACACAGCUCCAACACUCUAGAGGCUAGUAUGACUAGCUGAAGAAACUCAUCCUAACACUGAUCCAGGUCCAGAACUUUUGCGUUCAAAUGAAAAAGUGAUAUGAUGAAAAUGAGGGUAGAGGGAUGAGUGAAACGGUCAACAGAAAAUUAUCAGAGCUUACCAAAACCCAUCGUCUCCAACUACACCGCUGUUUUUAGAUAAUCCGCCAAACAUCCCAAAACAAAACCCCUCACUGUCGAUCCCCGGAAGUGACGUACCUAGUAGAAAUCAUUCUCUCAACAAAUAUACUGUGGCUCUUACAGAGGCAUUAUUGUAUUGGGGGACUGUUGGACGCUCCACUGACACCUACCCCCUCACACCAGGUUCAGGCCUUAAAAAUUAGGAUAUAGAUUUGGUCAAACUUGAUGCUGAUGGUCUUGUUUGCUUUUGGAUAUUAUAAAACUGUACAAUACAUGACAAAUUAAAGUAGUUUUCUCUUACUUCUAACUGUGCAAUGUCCACAAAUGCAACAAAAUAACUGAAAUUAGGCGUUCAUGAACAAAAAAUUCCUAAAAAAACAAAACAAAAAAAAAAAACCCCUGUAAAUUUAGUUUCUUUUCCACCCAUUUUCCAGGGCAUGUGAUUUUUCCCUGGUGAAGACUCAGGGUUCUUGGCACAAUAACAGCUGCAGGAGAGAGAACCAAAAUAUGGCAGAUGUUGAGUGAGUAAAAGUGACCAGCUGACUAAAAUAUUUCUUACCACCAUAUGAAAAUCACAACUUUGUGAUAGUUAUUCAUAACCACUGCACUAAAUAAAGAUAGCAUGCAAAAUCAAGGACCACUCUUACUGACCUUAUUCGCCUACAUGCAGCGAUCAAAUCCACCCAAACCUACUUUACCCUCUAUCACUAUUGACGGGUGAAAAUCACUCAAACACCUGCCUGUAGGAAAAAGCAGGUUUUGGAUCAGGGAAACAAAUAUGCCUUCAAAGAUCUCAAAGGUAAUAAUGAAGCUACUCAGAGACCCAUGAUACUCAGACAAACGCAACAUGAUGAAAAUCAUGUAAACAUGUUUGGUCGGGUGAAAAUCACCCAGCGAUAGUGUUCUAGGGUUAAUGUUUUGGUUUCAUUGUUGAGUGGAAAGCUAAAGUCAUCAUACUCAUGGCUGUCCUGUUCAAGAGACAGGAUGACAGAUUUUGAAGUUCAGGGAAUUUUGUUUGAAAACAGACAACAGUGGGCGGCCCGUGUUAAAAUCCAGCCUGCAGCCCUUUACAAAAUGUCGCUCUGAACCUUCUCUCCAAGUUUCCCUCUUUGUCCAUCAGCUUGUGAAGGUAUAAAAUCACUAGAUCCAGUAUUUUCUUUAUGUUUCGCAGCGUGCAAACAUAACCUAAAUCCUCUGUGAUCUCAACACACAGAUUAAACACAUUUUGAAGUCACGGAUGAAAAGCAGUUUUUUGGUACAGAUUAUAUCUCAGUAUCAGAUCAGUUUGGGUCACUCCUCUCUCAGUUGUUUCUGUAAGCAGAGAGAGAGAGAAAAAAAAUCAAAUAAGCAGAAAACAAGCAAACAAAGAGGCAUCGUGAUCGUUAUCUAACCAGACCGACUGAAUGCAGCGUUUCCACAUGAGCGACUGCUGCCAUCACUUCUGCAUCAUCUGACCCGAGAGCAGCACCGCAGAGGGCCGCCACGGGCUGAACAGCACCUCCACUCACGAUGAAGACGAUGAUGAAGAUGAUGGUGGGGACACCUCAGGGAGCUUACAGGCCAUCAGACGUCAGAGCUCCAGGAGCAGAGCAGCAUUAAGACGAGGCCUGUUUGUCCAGAGGCUGUUUGAUUAUAUGAAGAGGAGGCUGCUGGGAUGCUUUCAUGCCGUUACAUAAGAUCUCAACACCUACACACAAUUCAUUUAUCACAGAUAGGUUUCUGACUGCUUAAUUCCUCUAACCACCCGCUGUUACCUCAACAUGUUUGAUUUUCUCCAAACAUCCUGAAAAAAUGUUCAAACUUGAUCACAUCUGGAAAAGAGUUGACAUGACAUAUUUAUUAUUGAUGAUGUGUGAUGCUCCCAGCUUUCAACUUUAAUGUUUUGGUCCAGUCUUACUGCUGUAAAACCUCCAAAUUUAUAUAAGAAGUAGACAAACCCACCAUGGUUUUCAAAUUGGAUUAUUUAGCUAUUAUUUUGAAACCUUUAAUUUUGCAUUUCGCCCACGGCUGUCUUGUUUUUUUUAAUAAGAAAUGUGGGACUAUAAUUGGAAACAUUGUUAAAAACACUGCUGAGAUUAAUUCAUUCAUAAUCACAUCAGGAAACAACACCACAUCUUGAAAAACAAGGAAGGUCUGUUUAUGCAAAUAAACAAAUAUGGUGGUUCCAGUUUUUUGAAUGUGAGCGUCAGCAGGUCGUCUGACACAUCAAGCCCGAUGCGAUUUUGCGACCUUCCGGGGGGAAAAAAAGACGCAUCCCGUGUGGAAGUGAGAAGACUGACACAACAGCAGACUGACUGUUUUUCAGUUCUGAUUCGACACUAGUGUUGAGAUGUCUGUCUGUCAUGAUAGCAUGUACUGAGUCUGGGCCAGAACCAGAUAAGCACAUUAAACUAUAAUCCAUAAACGUAAGGUAACAACAGAGACCUAAUGGUGAUGUGACAGCAACGCUGUGAUUGAGUUUGAGACAGUGAAAUACAUAUGGUAUGUUGUAUCUGAACAGGUUAGCUUACGAGCUAAAGUUACUUAGCACAGAUGAAAGUUAAAACAAAGACGUUUAUCAAACUGUUAAAGCACACAAACCAUCGUCAUAUGAGAAAUCCAACGCUAUGACUCUCCACAAGUUGUCCUUCAGGUUGUAAUGUUUGUGUUUUUUAUCAAAAAUCACUCUGUUCUCCGACAUGUAAACAAUGAGCCGGUCAUCCAUGUUUGAUAUACCGCUGAAUUGGAACGCAACAACAUGCAAUCUGAUUGGUCAGAAGUGGACACACAGUAUGCGAAACUUUAGAAAAAUCGACUGUGAUCUGAAAAAUUAAAUUCCACAAUAUCGCAGGACGGGAAAACGUUGCUGAUGUGAACACUUGUAUUGACAGGAUAUGGGUUCGAAAAAAAUAUUGACGUCCGAAAUAAUCGCACGAAAGGACCCUAAGUCUCAAAGAUGUUAAACUUUAUUUUUAGAGAAUUAUGAAGCUCAAUGUUGGCAGUUUUAAGACAAGGAUUUGAACAUUUGUUUCUCUUGAUCCAUUUUUUUUCCUUUUGCUCCUAAUUGACCAAAAAUGCCACUUGCUCCAGUUUCUGGCGUUAAAUAUUGAACUCAUUCAGAUUUAUAUUUGUUAGCAAAACCUAAACAACCCUCCUAAAUACCGUGGCGAGUUUGUGUCAUCGGCGUUUACCUUCCCAUGAAUACAAAAACUGCUCAUUUGUUGCCGGGCCUUAGUCUCUCCCUGACUGAACCAGAUACCUCCAUAUUAACAUGAAAACCACUAUGUUCUGGCUGUCUGCUGUUGAGCUCUCUGUGUGCUCGCUCUGCAGAAACACGUCUGCCUGCGAGGCUGAACAUGGAGCUGCAGACCGUCUAUCCGGCAGAUCAGAGGUCAGCUUGGACUGUUAAAUAAUAAUAUGUGGGAAUGGAGAAAAAAAGACAGUGGGCAGAGAAACAGAAAGAGAGAGAGAGAGAGAGAGAGAGAGGCUGGAGAGGAAGAUGUGAGCGCAAACGACUCAAAAACAAAACUGCAGCAUUUUAAGAGUCUACUUUGUUUCUGUGGUUUUCUGCUACUACGAACGAUCUUCAUAUAUGGAUCCUUUCCUUCAUGUUCAUGUAGUAGGUGAGAAUCAGCUGACUCCUCUCUUUUUGGCACUUUUGUUGGUGAUACUCUAGUGUUGCUCUCUUAAAACAGACUCCAGCCCAACAUACUGUGACUUAUUUUAUGUCUAACAGCCCACAGCGUCGCUACAAGCCGAGCAGACUCUCAUUAACACUUUGAAGAACACUGUUACCUACACAAAUAUGUUCAACUACAAAUAAAUAGAGAAAUAAAGCAGAAAUUAAUAUUUGUGGGUUGCAUCAGUGUUUUUAUGAACUAAAAUGUGGAUUCAAAACCAUCUCUGAGGUCUUCAUUUCCAGAAUAUUUAGUUUCCCGGGAUUUAUACCAGCAGCAAAAGCAUACGAGUAAGAUUUGUUUUUGUGUUCAAACAACUAGAACAAUCAUUGGAUUCAUCCACCUGUAAAAUUGUCCAAAACAAACACAGUUUUCUUCCUGUAAGGCUGAUAAAACCUUGAGUUAGCCACUGAGUCUUCUUGAAAAUGAAAACUCAAAUUUCUGAAGGGUCUUCAUAGAUGCUACCAAAAACUAAUUACCUAUAAACUUUUGUGAGGUCUAGAGUUUGGCAGUUUCCUGAGGCCACUGGUGACCACGUUUGGAGCAACCGGCAACCUCCAGAGCUGAAUUAUGGAGCCGAUGUGUCGUGACUUCCUCAAGUGUCCACAUUGGGCUGCUGUAAAGCCCCGUUAACACCCACUUUUAUAUGAGAGCCUGCCUCACCUCCAACUCUUUGCCUUUUUCUUGGAAGUUUGGUAGAGUCAGAAGUCCAUUGGUGGACUUCCUUAACCAAAGAGUUACAUCACUGAGACUAAUAAGACUAAAAUCCACCAUAUGUAAAGCUUCUGUGUUGUCCGAAUUGUUGAAUCAGCUUCACAAAUGAUCACAAAUUCAGACCUGCAGUUCGUAACCUCAUUGUUCAUUCAGUGAUCUGGGGGAUGCUGGGUUGGUUGGUUGGCUAAUGUUGUCCGAGGGUGGAAGGUGUGGACCAAUGUAGGUGCAGAAGUAGAAAAAAACAAAAGUUAACAUGGCGAGUUCUCCCGGAGAACAUUCAGGAGUGUUUUUACCUGCUGAUGUUCAAUCAUGAACUGUUUGUAACGAUCCUUUCAGACUAGUUUACAGAAACCCAGAUUUGGUCCGACCUUAUUUAAAGCACUUGGAAGUGAAGUAGAUAAUACAAACAGACAAGUCAUCAUCAACUAUGGUUGGCGUGUUGUUGUUAGAAAUAAGAUUAAACCUCUGUUUUCUUUGGUCCUCUGGUAGUGGGAAGACGUACUGACAAUUGUGUCGGUUUUGGCAUCCUACAACAGAGCGAUUGUCUACUCUUUGCAUGCAUGUCCAUUCAAAUUGCUCCUGUCAUGACAUCACCACAGGAGCUGGUUCAAAUAUCAUCGUAUAAACUGUGUUUCGUCUGCAGAAAUAAUGUAGAGGCUUUUUUUUUUCUCUAAGCUUAAAGAUGACCAAACUUUUAAUGCAUAGGUAGAAAAAUUAUGUUUUUUAUUAUAAGCUUUUGGUGCAUUUUACUGCUGGUGUACCUGAAGUAACCCAGCAGUAUUUCCCUCUGAGAUGUACUUUAAUAGACGUAUAAAGCAGUUUUUGGUUAAAAACUUCAGACAUUGUAAAUGCAUCAAUAAACUCUCAGGUCCCCUUCCUCUCUGUCGUCAGGUCAGAGCAGGUUUAUCCUCUCAGACGUGUUCUCUGUACUGCAAAGAUGACAGACACAUGAAGCCCGCCCCGAGGCCGGUGCGACGCCCCCCGGGAGUCAUCGCCGUCCCCCCUCAUUUGUGUGGUGUUCAACGGGGCUGCGUAAUGAAUUCACUUUGAACCAAAAGGUCAAACUGAGGCGGAUCUUUUCCAGCUCACCGUCUGUCCUGAUGAACGUCAAACGUCUCAGAUCUGACUCGAAAGGCCGUGUCUCUCCUGUCUGCAGCAGGAAACAUCUCAUCUGUAAACCUUGGCAAAUAUGAGAGUCCAUGAAUUAUUCCAUAUGUCUAAUUUCUGAUUACUUUAUGAAUGUUGCAUUCUUGGCCCUGCAGCUGAGGCCAUUGCAUAUUUCUCCGUCAUUGGUGUCUGGCAGCUAUUUCGCUUCGGCAUUGAAAGUUGGAAUCAGAAUGUGAAAAUUUGAACAGUUCUGGGAGAAUCUGAAUGUUUUGGCAGGUUUGAGUUGCUUCACGUUGUCUGAAUAUUACAAGGACAAGGCAAUCGCUAAAAUAACUUUUGUAGAUGUAGCCAUCUUGUUUCCGCCUCAGAUUUUGCUUUUUUCCGACUUGGUAACUGAAACACUGGUAACUCGGGUGUGACGUCAUUUUCAGCUCCGACAUCUGACUUCCGAGGUAACUCGAACGCAGCAUUGGUCCUAUUUCCCAUCAAUGCUCGGCACUCGAAUGCCCAACCUUAGUGACGAGACAAAUAACCAGUUGUUGUCUAGAACCUGGGGACGGUGCGCAGGUGGGUCAGUUGGAUUCAGCGCCACUCCUCUGAGUUUGACAACAAAGUUCGAUGCAGCAAAUCAUGGUGAAUUAUGAUUAAUUUGAUCUCUUUGUAACCUGCCUUACUGGCAUUUGUUUCCUCCCUUGAGGAACCGUUAAGGGUUUGGUUUCAUUUCUUUGCAUGUGUUUGACUUUAGUUAAAGAGCAGCCUGAAAAUGAAACUCCUGAACACACAUAGUGGGAUUAAACUUAUUUUAUAACCGCACUGCAAAUAGUGCUGGUUCAGAAAAAGAGAUUGAACAGAGAUGAGCAUUUUAAAUAAUGCCCAUUUUUUUUGUUUUACUGCUUUGUUUUCAUUAGCAGUGCUCGAUCUCUUCAUGUUAUCUCUAUUAGGGAUGUCCCGAUCCGAUAUAGAUAUCGGUUAUCGAUCCGAUAUCAGCAGAAAAAGGACAAAAAAAUUAUAUAUACUGGAUUAUAUCAGCCUGUAUCUAAAAUUUCCAAUAUCCGCACUCUGUUGCAAGCAGUCCAUUCCAGACUCCGCUCCAGCAUCCGGAUCCAGCAAGCAGAGCUCACGUAAACCCAACAACAGUGUGUACUAAGGUACCAACAAAGUAAAGAGGAGUAGAAGUGAUGUUGGCUGUGUGGCAGUGUUUCUCGUCAAAGUCGGAAAAAAAGGUUGCUGCUGAGUGCAAAAUUUGUCAUGCACAAGUUUAUUCCAAUAUCGGGAUUGGCCGAUACUGAAGGCUAAAAUAUCAGUAUCGUACCAGAAGUAAAAAAAAAAAAAAAAGUUGUAUCGAGACACCCCUAAUCUCUACGUUAACUGACCUCUGGGGAGCUCUAUUUUUCCAGCAGUGACUUUGGGUGAAAAUGUGAAUGUAUUUUAGCAUUGUUCAUGACUUUUUGUGACUUUUGAUACUAUCUAAUGUAAAGAUACUGCAGAUCUGACUGUUUUAAAGCUAAAGGAAUUAAAGGAAGGAAAUUAUAAUCUAAAUAUACUCGAUGGAUGACAUUCUGUUGUAUGAUUAAUUCUGCAUAAUUGCCCUUUAUGUGAUGCAACGUGAUGAUGUGCAGACCCGCUGUUUCUGAACCCUGUGUUUGCCUGUGAGAUUGGACAGCCCCUUCUCUGAAUCCGGAGCUAUUUUUAGGGUUUAAAGGAGGGAAAAUCCUGUUUCAUUAUCCACAGACGAGGUGGCACAACUGCGUCAUGUAACUCUGAGUUUUAUUUUUUAUUUUUCGGCUGAGUGGCUGCAGCGGUGGCGGUGGCGGCGGCACGUUCGCCUGCAUGUGCCACAUCAGACAUGCAUGAGCUCACAGAUUUGAUUGCUCAGUAAUAAUAUUCAGCAUGUCUAACUGCGGUUAUAAAUAGACCAUAUGUGAGUGUUAGUGAGUGUGUGUGUUUGUAGUAAUCAGAGCGGAGCUGCUGUUGGUGUCACUGCAGACAUCGGGUGCAGGGGUCACGUGCUCUCAGGCCGUCAAAUCAGGGCUUGGCUCGCUUGAUUGACUUCUAUCAGUCGGCCACCGUUAAUGACACAGCUUCCAAUAAAGCCUGCGGCGUGCUCACAGAUGUGUGUCAGCUCUGAUGCAGACAUGACGGAGUGCGGGAAGCUUGAGGGAUGAAGAGUUACUUAAAAUGUUUCAUUAGGUUCUGAAUUUUAACUGAAUCUCACUUAGAUAUUUACAUUUUAUGCAACUUUAAAUCUUUAUCCUGUAGACUUAACCAAUGAAUAGACACAAAGCAAACUAAGAAAUGUGAUAUUCUUGGUAUUUUUACUUUUAUAAGAGCCUUGGUUAGCCCCCCAAAAUAUAUAUUUUUGUAAGUUUUAAGUGUGCUAAGCUGAAAACACUUAAACUUAAGCUUAAAGCAAUAGUUGAAGUAUGAAUAUAAAAUGAUUUAACUUAAAAAUCAGAGCUUUUUCACCACUUACAUGCAGAUCAACCUUAUCAUUUAGACUGUCUGAGCCUUUAUCUUCAUCUUUGUCGUUAGCUCAUUAGCACUCAUGCGUGCUGGUGAAUCUGCCUCCUCCUGCUCCUCUCCCUGCUCUCCUCUCUCCGCUUGAUUGUUUUUAUCACUACAGCACAACGUGUAACCCGGGAUUGCCACCGGAACAGCCCUGAUCCGGACUGGUGGCGACUUUCGCUGAACGCUGAUUCCUAUCAGAUCUGUUUCUGAGGCAACAUUUUGUGGUGUAUUACAGACAGUGGGAAUCGCGAGGAACUCACGAGAACCCGUGGAUUCACAUGCAAUCGUGCGGUAGCGAGUUGUCUCUUAGCCACAUAGGCUAACCAUAUAAGCAGUAGAUUGUGUCCUUCCAGAGGAGGAAAUCGGGAUGAAAUGCCGUCUAGAAACCUUUCACUUGUUUGUCCCCGCUUGCUUGCAUGGUGUGAAACAUGAUCCGCCUGAAACACGUCUUUUAUUUUGAAAAGAAGCCGGAUGUUUUAUUUUGUGUCUGUGCCCGACUUCCUUUUCAGAACGGGUUAAUCUGUGCUGAAUUUAUCCGGCAUGCUUCAGCGUCGAGAAAAAUAGAACUUUUGCGAUCAGCUGCAGAGUCCAGCGAUUGCAACGGAAUGGAAAGAAGCCGGUGGAAAUUGGCACAUUAACUUGAAUGGUUACGAUCAGUUACGAUCGGCAGAUACGACCUUUUCGUAGCCGUUCUGGAUGUGGUGGAAAUUGGGGGUUAGAGAUAUGGCAGUCUGCGUUUAUUACAAGAGGCAUGUGCAACUUCCUCGGGUUCCCAGAAUUUCGUUACACAUCGAUCUGAACUCAUGAUGAUGAAUUUGAAGUGAAAGCUUUUUUGGGGGGAGCCAUAACUGCUAUUUUGAAAUCUGAGUUAUCGCCCAGCUAGAUCUGUGAUUCCAUCCCAACAAUAAGUGAUCCAAAUAUUUUGUUUUUGCUCUGAAAAAUGUGUAACAGUAAGGCCCAGGUAGGCUUUAUGAGUAUGAAUCCUUUAUGCUUUAAUCAAACAGUCCCACCCCCUGCGGUGCAUCCGCUUGCAUGUUGUAAAAUGUUACCUAAUCUUGUUCCUGAGAGGCACGACACUGCGAUUUGGUCAUUUCUGUGAUGUAACUGCUGCUGCAGACCCUCGCAGAAAAUGUGAGUCUGUUUCAGCAGUGCAUGUGUGUGUGUGUGUGUGUGUGUGUUAAAUAGAAUCAGCCCAUGUCUGAUUUGCGGUUCUGUUGAACGUCUCUCUAGCAGACAGUCUCACCAUCACACCUCCCUCUCGCUGAAGACGAGGGUGUGAAGUCGUGGGCUGUGUCGAUGCCGAGCGGCGCCGAAUGUUCUUCAUUCAUUCUCAGACUGUUUGAGAAACCAGAGAAGGGAAGUAGAGCAGAAAUUUAGAGGCUCGCCGAGGAACCGUCGCAGGAACAGUUAGCAUUCAUCCAGUUUUCUGAGCGUGCUUUCAUACUAGAGUGAAGUUAACGAUGAAUUAUGAACACGACUUUGGAAACUCCUUUAAAAUUCAGCACAACUGAGUGGAAAAGUGAGUUCAACACUUUGAGUGCUGUGUCUCCAGGUUGAUCUUAGACCUUUGCACUCACAUGUGAAGGAUAUUUUUCGGUUUUACUUUGCAUUCCUCCUCCUCCUCUAUGUUGAUGGCUUUGGUAUCUAAUUGUUUGGACUGCUCCCUGAGGAUGGUUUGCAUUUUCUUUGCUCUGUUAACUCUAGAUAUUUUUAGCCAUCAGUGCUUUAUGCCAACUCUCAAAAUGCUCUGUUGGUUUGGUCAUAGCUGCAGUAGCUCGUCACUUAUUGGACGGGGUGAUAGCAGGACAGAUAUUGGUGCAGAUGUUCCUGCUCUCCUGAGGAUGACUCAUGCUGAGUUUGGGGACUUUAACAAGGUAUAUAUUUUUGGUUUUAAGUGGAAUACCACUGUAGUCUUUGUAGUUUAAGGCCGUAUAGUUCAGAAACUAAUUUACCCCUCAGGACAAAAUGUGCAAUGUUCGUGGUAGCGCCGUCAUCAGGACUACAUUUUCGCAUUUUAAAGAGUUUGGUUGAUGACCCAAAAUUAAAUCCGGUUUUGUAUCAUAACUGGCAAAACCCACAGGGUCCAGAACGACUUCGCUCCAGCACGCAAUCCACAAGCAUUAUAAUCAAUGUGUGUGAUUCCACAGAAUCCGUCCGGCAUCCGGCUCUGCUGCAGAUCGGUUCCAGCGGCCGGAUCAGAUACCCAAGGCUUCUAUUUUUGCCAGACGCCGGAGCACGGCGCAUCAAUUCAGUGCAGCACACCAUGAGCAGUGGAAGUUUUACGCGGUUACAGAGAAAAAUAUCCUGUUGAUUUUCAAAAUAAAAUUAAGUCAAUACAUUAAAAUGCUUUUAACUUGAAAAUAGGAAAGGCCAGGGUAGUGGGAUGUGGGUGUUUAUAUACACCGCCGUUUAUAUACGGGGAAACACGUGAGUGCUCGUGAGAUCUCGUCCAGUCUGGCGAUAAAUAUCGGUAAUCUCACGAGCGCUUCUCCUCCGAUGGUAGCGGCAGAUUGGAUCCAGUGGGCGCUUUAUGCUUGCAGAUCUGAUCCGCAUGCAGGUCCGGAACAGAGCCGUACCGGAUCCUGUGGGUUUAGCCAGUAAUGAUCGUAUCGUACCUUACCGUACUGUACUGCAUCGUAUCGUAUUGAAUCGUAUUGUAGGACUGUAUGGUAAUUCAACUAAAUUGAUUAAUCUGCAUUUGUGGUUUGGUAAGAUUUGAAAAAUCUAGAUUUUCACCCCCCGACACACACACAACAGUAACAUUUUCAAACAAAUCUCAGUGUUUAGAGUCAUGUAUUUGUCAUUUGUAGUUUCGUUUUAAAGAGAGAAGAAAAAUUGUUAAAAGAAAAAAAAAAAAGAUGGACAUCUUAUUUUUUAGCCCAAACUGUCCAGCCCUAAUCAAGGUGUAUCAUAUUUUUUAACAUAUUGUGUAUCAUAAUACCGCUAUGGCUUUGUGUUGUAUUGUACCAUAUUUUACAACGUUUUGUUUUAUUGAAUCAUAUCAUAUAAUGUAUUGUACUAUAUUGCUUUUUACCUUGAGAUGAUGCCCUUAAUGGUUCGCAGACAUAUAGUAUUCUUGCAAAAUUAAUCUUUAACUUACUUUUUUCUCUGAGAAAUUACAGGAAAGUUGGGGGCCGCUUAGCAAAAAUGGGCCAAAACAAAAAAAAAAUAUGUGAGCUUUUUUAUAUUUCAAAUAAUAAUUGAGCUCUUUAUGUUCUGAGAUCAUUUAUUGUUUAAUUUAUUUUGCAGAAAAGAUUUAUUCCACAUCCAGUUAUGUCAGAGGCAGAACAUAAAUUUCACCCUCCCAUAAACCCUCCAGCUUCAUUUUUUAAAUAACUGAUUUUUUCAGUUUAAGGCUUUGCUAACUUUGAUGAUUACAGAUAAUAACAUGUAUCUUCAUAAAUAUGUCGUGUAACAGCUGCAGCCUCGUCGUCAGUCUCUGUUACUGUCAGAUUUUACAUAACUCUCAUCCAUGCUGGUGUCAGACAGGCCGUCCCUGGAUUAUGUAGGUUGGGUGUGAAAACAGAUUUGGGAUACGGUCAAUUUAUGUGUGUGGAUUUAAGACGUGUUUGUGUGUCUGUGUAAGUGUGUAUUUUCUAGUGUUUGUUGCUGCGGUGCUGUCUGUGCGAUAGUUGCACAAACACUUUGGUUGAAGUUAAGUCGUGCAGGCUGCUGCGUGUGCUGUCUGAUAUGACCCGUCUCGCUGGGAUUUGUAGUGUCAGUUAUUAAGUACAUAAUGCUGAGCGCGCGCCGUGAUCCGCCGGCCAUCUUCACAGCCCGAGGUCAGCGAGGGUCUCUGCAGGAACACAGACCCAACAGACACACUUUCAGACGUUUCUGUCUGUUUGUAAGACUGCAAAGAUACUCAAAUAUAAGAGGGAUUAUUCAACAACCUAAAUCAUCAAAAUAUAGUUUUUACUUUUGUUUUUUCAACACAGAGAUGCCACACUAUCAACAUACUACAUAGAUAGAGAAUCAGUCACAUCUGGUUGAGAUUUUAUAAGUUUUUUUGACUGUUUUAUUUAUUAAAAUAUCAGAGAAAAUCCCAUCUUCAGUGUCUUAAACUGAUUACACACGGGCGAAAUCUGGAGCAGGAAGCAGCGGGUGACCGUGAACCGUAAAACUUCAGCUGCUGUAAAACACUGUGUUCACUGACCUCUCAGAUCCUCCCGGAAAGUGAGCAGCCGGUCAGACUCCAGGGUAAACUACGCUCACGUUUCCAUUCAUGAGAACAAAAUGAGCUGCUCACUUUACCGUAACACCAACAUACCAUCACGUGCGAUGGAUGCUUUCGUUUUAGCGCACAGCACCGAACAUCUAGAUCUUCUCGGAUGAGCCAAAACAACCGGAAAUGUCAAACUAGCAGCAAAUCCAUCUAAACUAAACUUUAAUAGGAUAAACAACAAGGAGCUCUUGAUAUAAUGGUAAAAAAGGGGGUUUUGUUCAGAGGUGGAGGCUGGGCAAAUGUCACACAGCUGUUUAUGUGAUAAGAUAAGGAGUGGGUCUGUGUAUUAUCCGACCAUUCAAUUAUUCCAUUCAAUCUAGUAAAUGAAAAAAACAAGUCAAUAUUUUGUUUAUAUGUUUUCCUAUAUAACCAAAAAAUAAAAGAUUUGUUUUUGUAUUUUCAGUUCAAAACAGAAUAUGUAAUAGAGAUGGAAACGAAAACAAAAUAAUAAAUCUACUUUUCGUUUUCCGGUUAUUGAUGUCCCCAUUUCCCACGGUGCCUUUCUACUGUUCGCAAGUAGCCAACAACGUGGACCAAAAACUCCAGGCCAGAGCAGUCGAGAAAGGCUAACCUGCUGUCAUGGAGAUGGACUCAUGGAGGCUGCAAGGAGGGUCACGCUGAAGGAGGAAGAUCUGACUGUAGAAAAAAUUACAACCAGAGCUCUGUUACAACGUAAGAUUUUGGCGCUCGAACCGCUCUGUCGCAUCUUUCGCCGUGGUAACUGUUGCUGAGGAUCCCAGGAAGGCUAAUGUAGCCUCCAUGCACGUCAAAACAGGCGCACUCAAAAUCAGUAAUUGUAAAUUAGAUUUAUUAUUUUGUUUUCGUUUCAUUCUCUACUAUAUAUUCUGUUUUGAGCUGAAAAUACAAAAACAAACAUUUUUUUUACUUUUUGGUUAAACAGAAAAAACAAACAAAAUAUUGACUCGUUUUUUGUUUUUUGUUUACUAGAUUGAAUGGAAUAAUUAAAUGGACGGAUCAUACAUUGACCAGAGUGUCACUUAGAAGUUUUAUUUUUCCCCAGUAAAAUAAAAUACUUACAUUUCUUCUCCGUUAUUGAGAAAGACUCACUAAGAAUAUAUUUUCAUAUAUUAUAAUGAAGUGUCGUGUCAGUGAUAUUUGUCACGGCUUGGACUCUGUACAGCUUUCUGUCAACUCUUGUAAAGUUACAACAUUCAAGAAGCGCUGAUAUGAAACGCUAGCCUGGCUGGGCCAUCCAGUUGUGUGAAUCACUUGCCGUUCCUUCCCUGUUGUGGGAAGGAACGGCAAGUGAUUCACACAACUGAAUGGCCCAGCCAGGGUAAUAAAACUCCUCUACAGAUCAAUUUCAGGUAAUAUGACCAAAAACAUUUCAUUCAGUCUUACAUGACAGACUUUGGGAGACCAUGUGCCUGUGUUUUUAAUUAUGUUUCUGGAGGUCAUUUUCUUCUUCUUCACUAUAAUGUAUUAUUGUGAUGUGUGCUGCUGACCUCUCAUGAGGUUCUUACCUAGUCAAAUACAGGUUUGAAAAAAAAAAGGAAAACAGAAGCACAAUUUUUGAGCGUUCAUCAUUUUUGCUUUUGAUUGUUUUAAAAAGUCAAAUGUUGAUCAGAUCAAAACAUGCUGGUGAAAAGACACAAACAAAUGAUAACCAUGGCAACCGUGAAAUAAACACAUGAGCAGUACUGAAGUCUAAAAGAUAUAAAAUCUCUUCUCAUUUUGAUUCGGACAGAUGAAAAAUAAAAAUAAAAUAAAGAAGAGCCCCCAGGUUAGCGUGAUGUUUCACAACCACAGCAGUGAAUCAUCACACACACACACACACACAGACACACAUGCGCAAACGCACACACUGAUUUCUCUGUGCAUAUAUUCACACUGUGCAAUGCCAGACAUGCAGAACACAUCUUUAUCUUUAGUUCUUUAGUGGAGACUCCUCCAUACCGCCUGCACUGAACACACACACACACACACACACACACACACACACACACACACACACACACAUGCAGAGUGUUUAAUCUGCUUUGCAUCGACAAAUGCACGACACAUUCAGCUUUAAAUAGAGAGAAGAAUCAGAGCAGUGGAGCAAGAGAGCAAGAGAAAAAGAGAGCGAGAGUGUGUGUGUGUGUUUACAUCCAAACAGAAAGUCACAUCUGCAGAGAUAUGGAACUAAAAACAGGAGGCGUUACUCCUGAUGGUUCCCACUGACACAGUUUUGUCCUUUUAGUUGAAUGAAAAACCUUCUAGUAAAGAAAAACGUCUUCACUGAAUUUUGAGGAAACUAAAAAGUAAACAAAAACACAGCAGCAUUUCUCCACUGACCAGAAAAAAACAGAAGAAUAUAAAUAAAACGCCUUUGUCGAAGAAGAGGAGAACGUAGACAAUACGGCAGCACCACCUAGUGGACAAACAGGAGACUAAUCAGUGUUGUGAGUUAUCUAUUAUGCUUUUUAAACAAGAACUAUACAAAAGUCACUCAGUCUUUAUCACAUAUUUCCAAAUGAAAAGUUUAUUUUUUUAUCAUUGUCUUUGUGUUUAAAGUCUUUAUCAAAGGUGCCGUCUCUUGUUUAGAUUAGAGCAGAAAUCUGUGUGAAGGUCAGCUGACAAUCUGUUCCUGAUCAAACAUUUACACUGAGACACUAAUCUGCUUGAUGCUGAGUCACUAAAGACAAUCAGCGUUUAGAUUUCCAGACUUCCUUGAAUGCGUCAGAAAUCAUGUCUGACCUCAACUCAACAAACAAACAUUUUUAAAGUUUUCCUCUCCGUCUCUAAACCUGACAAAUUGUGACUUUUGACUUUUACCAGCCUGCGUUAUUCUGAAUGGAUCAGUGCAGAUGUUAGUGCUUUGGUCUCAUAGUACGGAGGUUUGCAUGUCCUCCAUGUGCAUGUGUGUGUUCAGGCUCAUCAGGUCAGCCGGUCACUCUGAACUGCCUGUAGGUGUGACUGUCUCUGUAUGUUAACUGUCCAGAGUGUACACACCUCUCACCCUGUGACAGCUCCGUCCACACGUGAUCCUAACAGGAACAGGAGGCAGAGAAAGAGGCUGGAUGACGAUGUUGUUUCAGCAAAUUUAAGACCCAAAAAUUCAUGAGAAAAUCUGGAGAAGUUCAGUGACAUCUUCUGUGUAACAGUGACCAUGAAAUGACUGUUUAUUAAUGUGUGAUUUCUUUAUUUUCAGAGUAUAAAAGCGCCCUGUCACCUCUCUGUGACCUCUCAGUGUCGUGUCCAGAGGAUUUGUCUGAAUGGCUUAAUCAUUGUUUCUCCUGCGUCUCUGAUCCUGCAAUCGUCCUGAUCUGUCCUCCACCACAGGUUGAUGAUUAUCUAUCUGACUGAGUGCGUGUCAAUGACAAACCUGGAGUCUUAUCGAAUCAACAAAAAGAUUGUUGUAUGAAAUGUGAAGCUGCAGAUCAACUUUAUAUAAGACUCUUACUGCUAAACCAUGUUUGAACUUGACUUCAUACUUUUGUGCUCCUGCUUUUAAAAGUUUUAUGGAUCCACAUCGAGUCUUACGGAACCAGGAAAAGGGAUGUGUGGAAGAACUUUCAUCAAAAGAAACGAUAAGAUAUGCAGCGUCACACUUGUGUAUCAUAGAAGUACCAGUUUUUGCUUAAAGGGAUAUUCCGGCGUAAAAUUAAUUUAGGGUCAAACACACUGUAACACUGAGUUAGACACCCCCUCGAGAGAUAAAUGUUGCUGACUGCUUGCUUUUCUAGUUAUACCAACUUUAGCAACGACCACAGGAUAGUAAUAUACAGCAGUCUGAGGAGCCAUAAACAAACCUCAACCAAAACGCCACUCUAUAGCCACAAAUAAUGCUCAGAACAGCACCUAACUUCAUCAACAGGACAUAUAGGGUCCCAGCCAUAGUACUAGCCACCAAACAUCUUUUUAGCUUUACCUAAUUUCUUUAGGAAAGAGACUAAACACAACUCACCUACUCUCUUCCAGCAGCCGCUUGUUUCUAGUCCAUUACAGACUGCAGCGGAGUUACGCAGCUCAAGGAAGAACAUUAAUCAUCAUUACUUUAUCAUUUCCUUGAAGUAAUAAUCACCAUAUUCAUCAUUUUGCACUGCAGAUGCGAUAGUUCUUCUGCCUUAGCAUCUCGUUCUGAUUGUAUUUCCAUGGAGAAAUGUUCAUAAAUGUUCCUCUUUGAGCUGCGUCACCCCGCUGUAGUCCGUAAUGGACUACAAACAAGCGGCUGCUGGAAGAGAGUAGGUGAGUUGUGUUUAGUCUCUUUGCUAAAGAAAUUAGGCAAAGUUAAAAGAUGUUUGUUGGCUAGUACUAUGGCUUGGACCCUUUAUGUCCUGUUAAGUUAGGUGCUGUUCUGAGCAUUAUUUGUGGCUAUAGAGUGCCGUUUUGGUUGAGAUUUGUUUAUGGCUCCUCAGACCGCUGUGUAUUGCUACCGUGCUGUUGUUACUAAAGUUGGUAUAAAUAGAGAAGCGAGUGCUCACCAACAUUCAUCUCUCGAGAGUGUGUUUGACCCCAAAUUAAUUUUACGCCGGAAUAUCCCUUUAACCACAUGUGUGUAAAGAAAUAGGAAGAAGAUGGCAGAUACAGAUAUGAUGAUAGGGGGUCAAAUCACAGCAUUCGGCAGCCCUGUUAGCAGACACUGAUAUCAUGGUACCAAAGCGGAGAAAAUUGGCCUGAUGAUAAUGAAAUUGGUGACUGGCUAAUUCGAUCACUCAAACAUGUGGAUUACUGGAAAUGCCCACCCCUAAUUCAGUCUGAAUCAGCUGUAUUGGCGAAGUAUUUUACAUGUGCAAGGGAUCGACUUUGUUCUCUCUGCACAAACAUUAAUAUGAAGUAUUACACAGAUACGCACAAGCUGACAUUAAAGGUUUAAUUUAUGCAGGACUGUUUUAGGCUGUAGUGCAGAGGAUUGUCAAGUGAUAGAAAAAUAAAACCUUAUAUAUGUCGAAAUUAGACCAGGAGCUGGUGUUUCUGGAACAACAACUCUGGGAUCAUUAAUGCAGCAGCAGGUUAUCAUGUUGGGAUGUUGUUGACACCUCGUGGCCUCCCCCAGAGUGAAGGAGGGAGGUUCUCCUGCCUGCUGGAUUUGGCACUGCAGGCGGCUGCAUAUGCUGCGCUGGAUUACACUGAUCCAACUUAAUGCCUAAGACCAUGCAAUCAUUCAUAACUACAGGAGCUGUGGAGGGCACAGCAGCGCUGGAUGCUCUGAGCUCCAUCUGCCGCUGCACGCAGGAUUAACUUCGAGGAAGAUGGUGAAAGGUGGGGGUGGGACGACCACGGAUGCAUAUAGAGGCUGCAGAGAGCACACAAUCUGAGGAAACACUCACUUCAAACACAUCACACUCUUCAUGUGUUUUAAAGCUGUGAGAUAUUUGUCCAAAUUUAAUCUGUUUCUGGAAUAACCUCACAGAGUGAUGGCGUCCACUCUCAGGUUGAGUUUUCAGCCCUAAAGUCUGCACACGCACUGAUCCGUGUCGGGUUUGUUUGAACAAUGCAUCGCCCUUGACCUCAGCAUACUAACAUGAAUAUGGAUUAAACUGACUUUACAAGGAGUGGAUGGAGCGAAGGUGGCGUCACACGCCGGUUAAUGGACCGCCCUUUGAAGCCUCGAGUUUGGCGUCACGGCUGAAACCAUCUUGUUGUCUUCUUUUGACCCAGAAGUGACUGUAUUUAGAAAAGAGGUGGAGCUCUGGGAUUAGGUUUGUCUUCGCCCACAGAUUUAGAUUCUAUUUGUGGUGGGAGCUGACGGGAAUCGUUUAUUUAUCAGAGACUCAAAGAACAGUGAACACCAGCGAUGCAGCUGCACACAUGUUUAAGGGGGGGGGAGAGUUCGCAGGUCAAUAAAGUGACCCAGUUUACUGAAAAGGGCCUUUAUGGGCGGAGCUAACAAGAACUAUGACCCCCACAUAAGGGCAGAGCCGGCCCAAGCCUCAAUGGGGCCCUAAGCAAAAUUUGUUUUUGGGGCCCUCUAGUUCUGCCAAUAAUACUGAUUGUUGAUCAUUCACACAGCUUCACAAAUCUUUUUGAUAAACAUACCUUUAUCUUGGUGUUUUUUCUCUUCUUCCUCUUUCUUUUCUCUGCUCCUGAAGGAUAUCUCCUUUUUGCGACAUUGUUUUGCCCCACAACUACCUGUGCUUUGGAUGCUCAGUGCACAUUGCACAGCAGGAGGCACAUAACGGUAGUGGAGCUUUGACAUAUUGACAGUAAGAAUCAUAGGCCUACAUCAGCAGCAGCACUAAAAUGUUUUUACUUUAUUCUAUUUUUUACAAAAAUACAUAUUUGAUCAUACAGAAAGCAUCACUCAUACAUGCAAAAAAAUAUUUAAUUUUUCUUUUUUUUUUUGCUCUUGGGAGCCCCCUUUUGGUCGCGGGGCCCUAAGCAGGCACUUCACUUAUGCCUUGGGCCGGCUCUGCGUGAGGGGAACAGAUACUGGCUGAUUAGUGCUAACACUUAAGAUAGUAAUACUUGAAUUUGAUGGAGUGUAAAAACUGAAUGUUGGAUUUGUUGGACGGUCAACAAACACAUGUUGAGCUCAUGGACUCAGUUUGCCAGGGCAAGGAUGGACAACCAUGUGCCAUGGAGGGCCGAGAGGCUGUAGGUUUUCUUUCCAACCCAAAACUCCACCAGAUGAUUUCACUGAUUAGUCCCUGCUCUCUGCUUGGAGGUAAUCAGUGAAAUCACCUGGUGGAGUUUUGGGUUGGAAAGAAAACCUGCAGCCUCUCGGCCUGACUAUACACAUCAAGUGCGAUGCGACUUUGCGACUUUCCAGGGGGGAAAAAGACGCACCCCAGGUGGAAGCAAGAAGACUGACACAACAGCAGACUGACUGUUUUUCAGUUCGGAUUCGACUCUAGUGUUGAGAUGUCUGUCUGUCAUGAUAGCAUGUACUGAGUCGGGCCAGUACCAGAUAAGCACAUUAAACUAUAAUCCAUAAAACAAAGACGUUUAGCAAACUGUUAAAGCACACAAACCAUCGUCAUAUGAGAAAUCUGACGCUAUGACUCUCCACAAGUUGUCCUUCAGGUCGUUAUCUUUGUAAUGUUUGUGUUUUUUAUCAAAAAUCACUCUGUUCUCUGACACGUAAACAAUCAGCCGGUCGGCCAUGUUGAAUAUACCGCUGAAUCUGACGUUGCAACAAUAUGAAAUCUGAUUGGUCAGAAGUGGACACACAGAAUGCGAAACUUAAAAAUAUUGACGAAGCGACAAAAAAAAUGCCGCAAUAUCGCAGGACGGGAAAACGUCGCUGAUGUGAACGCUUGUAUUGACAGGAUACGGGUUCGAAAAAAAAUAUUAACGUCUGAAAUAAUUGCAUGAAAAAAAUGCUCCCGGUGUGUAAGGACCUUUAGUUUGUGGACCUGGUUUUGGGAAUACUCUUUGGUGGAAUGGUUAAGUUGCAUUCACACAUGAACAUGCACAGUCAUGCAUUUGCUGCAUUUUUUCAAAAUAAGAAGAGAAACUCUAACCUUUUUGUUUUUCUUACGUCUUUGUCAUAUUUGUGUCUCUACACAGAGUUGAAGCCCUGCCCUCCGAUCAUCGGGAGAGUCGAUCCGCCUGCAGGAACCCCCUCCACCAGGACAAACUCAUCACAAACUGCUGCUGCACUAAAAAAAGAAGAAAAAAAAGAACAGCAUCCACAAACCCUUUUUGGAACUCUGUGCCUUCAACCAAAGUUCACCGGUGAUACUUCUGAAGCUUUUUUUCGUUUUUACGUUUUCUUUCGAGCAGGACUCCAAGGAUUUAUCUGCCUGAUGUAGGAGGGCCUGGGAUCUGCUCUCCCACUUUGUCUCUCUGGAGAAAAAAACAAACACAAAAGAAACGAUCACACUGAACCGGGACAUGCAAGUUUUGAUCAUUUUAAUGUCCUACCGUGUUCUUUUUUUUCUACGAAUCGUGUCAGUGAUUUACUUCAUUAUCAGAAGAAAUCCCUCGCUGUGCAAUAUCAGUCGAUAUUUUUGUGAAGUUGUCAUGUGGAUGUAGACUUUGGACAAACUUUUUUUGGUUUAUUUUUGUAAUGAUGUUUUCCUGAUUUCUAUUUUUCUAAACUGAAGACGGCGCAAAGACAGACGAGAGGGGAGAAAAAAAAAAAAAUCAUCUGUUUUAAGAGGAGAGAGGACGUUUGGUUUUUCCUGAGGAUGAUUUGUCCAAGUUUAGUUUCCCUGACUGCAUCCCCCUCCCACCAGGGCCAAAAGCCAUAGCCUAUCUCAGAAAACAUUACACCGGUGAUUUGAACACACCGGUGUCCCUAACAGCACGAUGCAUUCAGGGUCUCACAGCGCGGGGCUGACACCACAGGCUCGUCUUGACGGCUCGUCUUGGCUGUUGGAUUCGUUGAGCGAUGUUUUUUGGUUUCUUCUGUUUGUUCAGGGGCUUGAAUCUGAAGUAUUUAGUAUUCUCUACCUUUGUGUGGCCUGUUCUUCUUGCUGUUAUUUUGUACUUCCUCCUACAUAUCAAUCAAGCAACUAUAAGUGGCAUGAGUAUGUGUGUACCUGAGAAAAUGAAUGAGUGUGUUCGCCAGAAUGGAGGUCAAAUACUGUAAAUUCUCAAAUGAAAAGCUGAAUAAAGGUCAGUGCUGCUGAAAGGACCAGAUUUACAUUAAAAAGGUCAAAAUGAUAAUAAUAAAAAAAUACCAAUAAAAGAUGGCUGUUUGGUCAGUUAGAAGAUAUAAAACUGUCAUUAUCAUGGGUUUAUGGAAGAAGCAGAUGUAGCCCCUUAAAAAGAUACUCACUGGUUUAGGAAUCGACACAAUUUGACGAUUUAACAUGGGACCAAUUUACGCAAUUAGCAUCAAGGUGUAAUAAAGAAGAUUUAACGGAAGAUUCAGACCUGGGAUGUGAGUGUUUAUUUAACUGAACCAUAAAAUAUCGUCACUCGCACAAGCUGGCUCCAGUUGAACAAGUUAUUCAUAUUUUUAUUAUUAAUAUGCGUCCAAAUAGCAGUCAUAUGUUGUGUCUAAGCUAACGUAGCUCCUGCUAUGACGCUAUAACACUGUUGGUGUUUUGAUCUAGAAGGAGGUGCUAGCUCUGCUAAUGGAAACCCCACCUAACAAACCAAUUCGGCAUCAUUACCUGCAGACUCUACAAUCCUGUGUUCAGCUGUGUUGGAUAAAUUGUACUAAUGAGACCAACAUCCGACUGAAUGAGAGAAUAAAUCCCCUGGGAAGUAAAAUCUUUUUAUUUCAUGUCAGAUCUUGUAUAUCAUCAGACUUUUUUGAUCAAUACAAAACUUUUUUAAUGACUUUGCUGUUAUACAAUAAAGUUAUCUCCAUGUGUUACAUCCUGUUUGUAGUUUGUAACUAAACAACUCAAUAAAGUGUCUUCAAAUUACAUAAAGUCCACACAUUUUUCUGCUGUGACACAAACAACAUUGUUUGUGAAAUAAGUUCCUAGUAGCCCAAAAAUGUGAUUUCCCCAUUUGCUAUUGGAUUGUUGGCGGCUUAGCACUGAUACAGCUAUGCUAGCAUGACAUAGCUGUUGUUAUCGAGUGCUGGGUUUCAGUCUUGUUAAUUAGUUGCCUAAAAGUAAAAAGUCUCAUUUGUUUGUCCUCUUUGCACAUUUCAAUCAUUUUCUUUCAAAUUUAUUAAAUCCAGCAACCAUCUUUCCAUUAAAGCAAGUCAGUUUGGGAAUUUUUUAGACAUUUGAGGAGAAAAUCAAACUCUAAAUGGGGCAAACUUUGUCAAACCGAUAUAGACUGUUAAUGUCAGUUGAAAUCCAAAGUGUUUUAGGUGCUUUUGGAUCAAUUCAUACCCAACAAUUCUAACUCCUCCAAUCAUCCUAGGUUAAAUAUUCCCACAAGCAGGUUACGGUCAAUAAGAAAACAUCAUGAGCCUGUUCCUUCAUUCUGAAACUAGGUGUGUGCCUUGUUUGCCAGUUUUAGUUUGCUGAGAAAUAACUAAUAGUGUGGUCUUUUAAUGUUGGCAGCUGAUCGCAAACUACUAAGAACGAUAAAAAGCUGAUCAGGUCAUUCAUUCUUGACUUUGAGAAAACAUAAUAGGAAUAGAAAGUUUGGACGGAAGAUGUGAGUUUCGGUCUCUGCAGCUACUACAAACACAUUCAUCCAAUCUCAGAAAGUUUCUGUAGAUUUUUAUAGAAAUUCCACAUUAAUAUAAAAGCUUAAUGACAAAAAUAUUUGACUAUUUUAACUGCAUAAGACUGGUGAAAGAAAGACCAAUGCUUUAUGUAGUGAGGGAAUCAAAAAGUAAGGAGAUUUACUCAAAAAAAGAGCAAAAACAAUCAAGAUAAACUCCUCUUUCUACUGAAGACUCGGGCCUGCGUUUGAGAAUUUACAGUAUUUCCUGUUUUAUCGUUUCAAUCCUGUUUUCUGCAGUUGUGAAAUGUGUUCUGUGUUUCCUCAAAGCUGCUAUCCCUGUACUGUGUAGAUCGGAGAUGUCCAGCCUUAUCCUGAAGUCCUACAAACAUCCUCCAGUACACUGUUCAAACAUCACACAUAUCACACACACACAAACACACAUCCAGGCUCAUUGUGCAUUUAUUCACAUUCAACACAUCUGCUGUCGACUCGAUCCAGUUUGUGCUUUCAGGGAGAUGUCCUUUUCACAUCUGAUGAUCGUGUUUUCCACCAAAAUUUCGUUUUUGUCUUUUGACACAAAUUGUAGUAACAGUCCAUCAGAUCCAAAUUAUUCUCAUUAUUAUUUUUAAUUGGGAGGAUCCAUCUUUGGUCCUGACUUCAAUUUAUCAAUCUAUAUUUAUAUAUUGGCAUUUCACAACACAUGUUAUUCUAGAAAGAACAGGUCUAGACCAUACUCCUCAUGAUGUUUAAUAGAUAUGUAACGAUGGGAUAAGGUUGAGCCCCAUCUUGCAAAUCAGACCCACUAUGAUCCCACCUGAAUAUAAAGUAAGUCACGCACUUUGCAGCAUUUAUCAAGUUAUAGUGGAGAGGAACAACUUCUUUUAUCAGGCAGAAAUCUUGAGCAGAACCAGACUCAUGUUAGACAGUCAUCUGCUGAGACUGCAUGGUGAGACAAACGUGUCAUUAUCCAGUUUCUGUAACUGAUAAUCAUUUUUAAACGAGACAUAUUAGCCUUUUCAGAUACCUCAGUGUAUACUGUGUCUGGUAUUUUCUUUGUUGAUGAACUCUCAAAUGUAAAAAGCUAAAAAAUCCUCUCAAAAGCACAAACUGGAGCUGUCAGUCCCACACACAUUUCCCAACAUUUCACAAAACCAUGUCUUGAAAAGCGACUGUUUGUAGGCGAACCUGCAAAGUGUAUCUUUACUUUUAAUGCAUGACUUGGAUUGAAUACCGCCCCGCAUUUAUAUCCAGCGGGGCUGUUGUGUUCUGCCAGCAGUAGUGGAGGUAGUUUCCCUCUGUGUGGAGUCCGUACACUUUGCUGCCUGUGAGUGUGAAUCAUCCGUGAAGCUGCCUCCGUCCGUCAAGUACCUUUACCGACACCCGUCCCCAAAACAACGCUGCCAAAUUGGUCUGAAAAGCCAAAUUAUUUUUUUUCUGACGUUCUCUGUGUUUCAGUGGUUCAAGUGUAACACGUUAAACCUCAUCCCGUUAAUGUUACAUUGUGUUUUUAACAAAAUGAAUCCUGUUUGUUAAAUUGUUGAUAAUAUAUGCAGAAGAGUUAUGAAAUAAACUGAAACAAACUCAGGCA